CCCCCUUUCCCUUUGCUCUAUCCAAUCAGCGCCCACAGCGGCUCACUGAGCACUUCCUGCGCCAGGACCGGAAGCUGACAGUGCCGGUUACAGACUAGGAGCCUGCCACACAUUGACCGGGGUUCACAUCACACGGAGCCGCCAUGAGCACGGGUGAGGGGGAAGGAGGGGGUCGUACUGUGAUUAAUAAAGCGGGGAGAACCCCCCACAUCAUACACAGCCAGUGUCUGCUACUGCUGAGUCAUGGGCGGGGCCUCUGCCUGGGGGCGGGGCUUCUGGACCUGUGCAGCUGACCUCUGGCUGAGCAUCAUGUGAAUGGCAGUCCUCAGAAUCUGAGCUUCCAGGGGCUGGCUGUCCAUCUCUGAUAUUUAUUAUCUAUCACUGCUGUGACCUAGGACUGGCUAAUAUAGCUCAUCAUUAAAAUGCCAUCUCUCACCAAUAACAUGGAUUUGUUUUGAUGUUCUAGAAUGUUUAUAAUACAGGGAUGGACUAGAAGAUAGAAACCCAGCCCUUGCAUGAUAGGAGUUCAAAUUCUGUAAAAUCAAUGGGAUUCUGCCCUUUGACCAUUCAUUCCUUUGUUACAAACUUGCAAAGUGAUGACAUUUGGCUAGUAGCCAGUUUCUAGCAUGAGACUAGUGGCUACAGUGACAAAAGUGGCUUACUCUUUGCAGUUUAUUUCCUUCAGACGUUUCAUAACAAAUUAAAAUGUAACCAGACUGGUUUAUAAAUCGGUGACUGUGCACAUUGAGAUCCUGGAGUUUGAUCUUCACAGAGAUACAGCUUCUGUCUAAACAGGGACACCACAUGCUAUGACUUAUGCACAUUUUAAUACCUUCAUGGGUGAUGAUAUUUCCAGACUGUCAUGGUAGUAAAUAAUCUGCCUAAUUUGAUCUUCAAUAAGUAAAUGCAACCUGCGUCCACCAUCCAGAAGGUGAUUAGCACAAAUGGAAAUAUUCUAAAGAUAUAUCAGCCUCUUUUCUACCAAAUAUUAAAGUAAUCUUCCAUCCCUGUGCCCAAAACAAGUGCAUCCUCUAGGAUAUUAUGUUAUUAGAUGUUGAAGGCUCUACUUACUGAGCUAUCAGGGCUCUCUGUUUGGGCAUUGCAGAGGCUAAGGACACAUUUGUUCUUCUUUCAUUGCCCAUCAAAUAUGUAUAUGUGUCAACAUUAUUUACCAGAAUUACUGCGCCCAAUGUCCAAAUUGAGAUCUAUCUUUGUAAUGUUCCAAUAGAAACUGUGCUAGUAUAUAUAUAUGUAUGUAUAUAAAUAAAACAAUAUAGUGUAAUAAAAUGUUAUUUUUAUAUACUGGCACAAGUUUAUUGGAACCCUACAAAGAUAGUAACAGCAUUCCACUAGAAUGCACUUUUUAGAUGAUUAUAUUUUUAGAUGUGGAACAUUGGAGGGAAAGCCAUACAAGUGUUAAAGCUGCUGUUCAGAAUUGUUAUAUAUUAUAAAAAACUGUGUGUAACUAUUUUUGUGUUUUGUUGUUUUUGUCCUGCAAGUUAUUCACAAUAGUAAUUUUUGAAUGUAUGUUAUUCAAGAUCUUUUAAAACUCUUAAGUUUUUUUUUGUUUUUUUUUUUAUCUGAAAAUAUAAUAUACUUCUUUUCCUAGGUUUAAGCUUAGAGAAGACUGCCUCUUUCAGGAAAAAGCUUAAGUCUGAACCACGAUUCCAACUAGCCCAGAAUGUGGCAACCUGUGCAGAUCCAUUGGAAGUCUGUCUGCAGAGGCAGACUGUGCAGGACAGCGUGCAUGUUUUCCAGCACACAAUCCCUGCUGAAGGCAAGCCAAUCACCAACCAGAAAAACACAGGUAUUUCCUAUAGUAGAAUAUAGUUAUUGCACUGUCUUGUUUUGUGUAUUAUUGAGUAGAUCACUAGACCUAUUACUGUAAUUGUUACAAUAUACCUGACAUGCAAAAGGACGUGACCUUUUAUUUAUACACUGUAAUGGCCGAAUUGCCAGCAAGCAUUCAUUGACAAAUCUAUUUUUUGUCAUGUGUAUCAAUGCAGUGGUCAAAAGUGUCAGAUCUCCACCCCUCCCCCCACCUCCCCUGCCUUCCCCUUCACUAUGGAUUGGUUAGAAGUAACAGUGUCUUACAAGUCAGCAACGAGAGGGACUAGCCUGCUCUAUUGUGAAUUGACUCAGAUACCUUGGUGAUGUAACUGAGACACGAGAGGACAAAGAUACAGGGGAAAACGUGAGGACUAUGUUUAAUGGGAUGGAAGUGCAGUAUUGAGUUGUGAGACAGAGUGAUGGAGAGGGGUUGCACUGUGAUAAAAGGGCUGAAAUACUGAUUGCAAACUGAAGAAAAAGGUAUAGAUUAGUGAAUCUAGAGACAUGGGAUUGGGGUAAGAAACUGUUGUAGCAAACCAUGUGCUAAUAUUAUUGUUUUAGUGUUUAAAUUUCUGUUUUUUUUAUUGGUUUACAGGAAGGUGCUGGAUAUUUUCCUGUCUGAAUGUUAUACGACUUCCUUUUAUGAAAAAAUUCAACAUUGAGGAAUUUGAGUUCAGCCAGUCUUACCUGUUUUUCUGGGACAAGGUAUAUAUUUGUGGAGACUGAUACAUAUUUCUCAGUUUGUCUGGUUUAUGUAGAUUAUAUUUUCAUCUUUUUUAUUUUUUUUUGUAAAUUCUUUAUUUGUCGCUCAGGUGAGUACAAUAUACAUACAUACACCAAAACAGUGCACAUGGGCAUAGAAAUAAGAUGAACAAUUUGAAUAACGAUACAAAUAAUGAGCAUUGGUAUCUUUCGGUUACGUAACAUUUGCAAAUGUCAUAACAGCAAUCAUUGAGAUGCAGGUAGGUUGAACAGCUGUAGGUGAGUGUGCAUUUCUGAAGCUGAAGCCAUAGCAAUAAUGACAAGCUAGUUAGUUAGAAACGAGCGGCUACAUUCUACCCAACUUUAAAAUUCUGCUGUAGAUUUAAGCUUACUGGUCUGACGGAAAAGAUGGGGUAAUAGGUGUAUUACUAAGAAUAUUUGACACGUGGAGCAGGGGAGCAAUUGCGUCAAUGAGUAAUGAUAGUUGGCACAUAGGUUAUGUAACCUAGUAUAGGGAAUGAUUUGCUGUAUUAAUUCUAUUGUAAUGGAAUCCAUAAUUCGGGUUCCAGUUCCUCACAUGUUGCUGUUGCGACAGUGAUUCCCUUAAUCCUAGCGCUAGCCAGGAAUCUCUUAGAGAAAGCUGCCUCGGGGGAGGAUUGCGUAAAAAACGUUGGCUUGACUGGUUCUGUGCGUUCGUGUAUCCCCCUGAUCAGUUGUACGUUAUGCCUGCGUCUAGUCGCCCCAGUCUGUCAUGGGACAGGUGUUAGUUCCCAUCUUCCCAGCAGGUAAUUGUGUCUUGUUUUGAGAACUAGUUCUCUGCUUGUCUGGUCCCGUUCCAUCUCUCUCAGUCAGCUGUUAUAUAAGUCGGUGACUCGUAUCUAUGGGAGCUGCUUCGUGUCGUGGCUAUAUAUCGUUUAGCGACUCGUUCGGGCCCUCCCGACUCUGGCCUCCUCGGGGGCAGGUCAAGCCGCAUCCGCCCAAACCCUCAGAAAAGAAAAAGAAGUUACAUGGAGUUGAUUAGAUGCAGAGGGGAAAAGGAAAGGAGGGGAGGAGGGGGGGGAGGGGUCAGGUGUGGGGGGGGGGGAGAGACAAGAAGGACAGCACGUGUCGGGGUGCGCCGGGUCCUCUCAGACCCCUGGUGUUAUGGUGUGUGCUGCGCCUCCCUAGUUCCGGGACGUGAGAGGUAUAGAUACCAUGGGGUCCAGAUAUCGACGUGCUUGGUGCUUCUUCCUAUUAGUUCUGCGUACCACGCCUCGGCAGUGUGUAUUUCCUCAACUCUCUGUAGCCACUCCGUAACGGUCGGUGGUUGGGUCUGUUUCCAUUUGACUGGUAUAGCUGCUUUCGCUGCGUUAAGCAGGUGCCGUAAUAUCGAUCUCUUGUAUUGGGCUAUCGAGCCUUCUGUGUAAUGCAGUAGGGCCAUUUCUAUGCUAAAGUCCGGCAGAUCUCCUAGAAUUAUCAUCAUUUCCCUUUGUAUGUCCUCCCAAUAUGGCUUGAUUAGCGCGCAAUCCCACCAGAUGUGCCGUAGAGAGCCUGUUUGGGAUUCACACCUCCAACAUGUAUCUGAGGUUCCUCUGAAAAUUCUGUGCAGUAAAGAUGGGGUCCUAUACCAGUGAGAGAUUAGUUUAAAGUUAACCUCUUGAUAUCUGGUGCUUAUGGAGCUCUUGUGCUGCAGGAUUAAUAUCUGUUCCCAUUGUGCCUCAGUGUACGUCCUAGCUGUCAGCUCUUCCCAUUGCCUCUUAAACGCAUUUUUCCGUGUGAGGUCUCCUGUUAUCAAUUGUUGGUAGAUGAGCGAUACCCUACCAUCCGCGCCAGUGUUGGCCACGCAGAUGUUUUCAAACCAAGUCUGUUCUCUGUGAAUCGCUACCCUGUUGGGGAGGUUGAAGUAGAAAUGCCGCAAUUGUGUGUACCGAAAUCUGUGCAUCAGCGUCUGUUGUGUCAUCGUAUUCCAUUCUCGCAGGUUUCGCAGUCCGGUAUUGCUCAGGACCUCGGACAUAGGGAUAUACUCUCCUUCUCCCUCAAUCGGCCAAGCAGAUCGGUGUAGCCCCCCGCCUAUCGCAGUAUUGUGUGUUAUCGGAAUCAAUGGGCUUGGUUGUGGGGAGAGGUGUUGGUUCCGUCUCAAAGAUGACCAUGUCUUCAGUGUUUGUACAAUGGGUGAUGAGUUGCCUAGUUUUGAUGCUGCAUCUGCCGAGCUGUGCCAUGUAUACAUGUGAAGGGCUUUGUUUGUGCUUUCUCUAUCUAGUGCAGCCCACAAUUUGUUUUCAGACGCUACAUGCCAGUCCCUAAUCCGUUGUAAGACCGCGGCCUGGAAGUAUUUGCGUAUAUCGGGUAACGCUAGUCCGCCCCAGUUCUUUGGUAGGCAUAGCUUGUCGUAGCUGAGUCUUGCUCUCUCUCCUUUCCAGACAUAUUUUAUUACUGCCGAUUUAAGAAUUGCGAAAAAUUCUGAUGGUAUGUGCCAGGGAAUGGUGUUAAAGUAGUAAAGCAGCCGUGGUAGGAUAUUCAUUUUAAUCACCGCUAUGCGUCCUUGCCAGGAUAUAUGGUCAUAAUUCCAGUUUUUUAGGUCGAGCAGGAUUGUUCGUAGGAGGGGUACGUAGUUCCUGGUAUAUAGCUCUUUCGGAUUGUUGGGUAUCCAGAUUCCCAGGUAUCGCAUCUGUUCUGAGCACCAGUGAAAGGGAUACUCGCGUGCGAUCCGCUCUCGCACUGCCGUUGGGGUCUGUAUGUUCAGCAGUUCGCAUUUAGUUUGAUUAAGCUUCAGACCUGAUACCUGGCCAUAUAUGUCGAAUUCCUGCAUCAAGAUCGGCAUGGAGUCGACCGGGUUGUCCACGAAGAAAAGCAUAUCAUCUGCAUAUGCUGCUACCUUGUGCUCCUGGUCUCCAUGUUUAAACCCUCGAAUCUCUGGGGUUUGCCGUAUCCUGUCCAAAAAUGGUUCCAAUGAGAGGGCAAAUAGAAGCGGCGACAAUGGGCAGCCCUGUCUGGUUCCGUUGUGGAUGGGAAAGGUGUCUGUGAGCGCACCAUUCACCCUCACUCUGGCACUAGGGUCAGCAUAAAGCGCAGCUAUCCAGGCUAUCAUUCCUCUCCCCAGGCCGACCUUAUGCAGUGUUGCCAUCAUAAAGCUCCAAGUCACCCGGUCAAAUGCCUUUUCAGCGUCCGUGGAGAGCAUCAGUAGUUCCGUCUUCUCUUUAAGCGCCAAUGCCUGUAUUGAGAACGCUCUGAGUGUGCAGUCUCUGGCUUCCCUGCCUGGUAUAAAACCUGUUUGAUCAGGAUGUAUUAGGCGCGGCACGUACGCCUGCAACCUUGUGGCGAUGACCUUGGUGAAGAGUUUCACAUCCGCGUUAAGGAGCGAGAUCGGUCGGUAGCUACUGCAGUUUUCGGGGUUCUUGCCUGGUUUGGGUAUCACAGUGAUUGUGGCUGCUAGAGUUUCUUGGUGGAAUUUAUCGCCCUGUUGGAAUAUUUUCAUAAUCUUCACUUUUUGAAAAUUGUACUACAUUCUUUCACCCCAGUAAACACAUUAGAAAUGCUUACUUGGGUGAGUAGUGUUACAGUAGAGUCUGUCUGCUUCAAACGGUCUCCCCCCUUAUCAGAAAUAGACUAUUAUGCCAUUCCUGUAAUAUGUCAUUUAUCUCAAGAAGUAGUUCCACUUAUAACUUCACAUAAGUGAAACUGCUGUUUUAAUUGAUUUCCGCCGUAUUGCCCGUAGCCUGACAUACUUUGAACUGGGCUAUAUGCAUCUCUCAGCAGAACAACUCGCCAUAGCUCAGCGCUUUCUCCUUAAUGGAAUGGGAAGGGAGAAAGCUCAGCCCGUGUUAUGUUUAUAAUGAGGCUUAAAGUGAAGCUUUAUUUUGCACAGGCAUAAAAGGAAUUUAAAAAUAGUGUAUUAACUUUUAGUUGGCUCUUGGUUUAUGCAAAAUCAAAGAUGUGACACUUCCAGUUUAAUAUUUCAUCUCGUAGCUCUUUCAGUGCUAUAUGCUGGGAGACCAUUCUUUUUCAUAUUUUUUCUUUCCUAAUAUAUUAGAAAAUUGUUUUUUUUGCAACCCUCUAGCCAAGCCCUCAAUUAUAAUUUAUAGAAUAUCCAAACAAGUCAUUCUCUGCUAAAAAGGCCACACUGUGAUAUCCCUGAAUAAGAUUUUCAAAUGAUUUUAUAUUUUUGAUAACAUUUUUGAAAUUACUUUAAUAUUUUGGAGAAAAAAGUUUUAAUAUUUUGAUUAUAUAAUCAAACUAUUAGUUUUUUUAAAAAAUAUUAAAUCAUUUCAAAAAUUGUAUCCAAAAGUCUAAAAUCAUAUUAAAUUGUGGCCUUUUUUAGCAGCGAAUGACCUAUUUGGAUGGGAUAAUUUUUGGGAGGGUGGCUUGCAGGAUGACUGUAUAUUGGCAGCGAGCAAUACCUAGCAAGACUUUCCUCAGCUUUCCUAUGGUGCUAUCUUUGAAACACAGGUACAUGUUCUUUUAUAUUGAGUUAUUUCCUGACCUAUAGAGCAUUCUGUUAGAUACUUUUCCUGAACAUGAGAGAAAAUAUAUAUUGUACUGAGAAAUAUUAUGUUUUUCUCCUAGGUGGAGCGUUGUCAUUAUUUCCUUAAUGCCUACAUCGAAACUGCACUGCUGAAGGAGCCUGUUGAUGGGAGGCUUAUGCAGUUUUUGCUGUCAAAUCCAACCAAUGACGGAGGGCAGUGGGAUAUGCUGGUUAACCUUAUUGGUAAUAAGUUAAAUGCAUGUAGGCUUUUAUAUAGUGACCUGUUUGUGUAGAUGAAAAGAAGUAUCUGCUCACUCACUUUGGUGUUUUCCCAAGUGGUAUUGUUGCAAAUCACAUCUAAUCUCUAGCCGACAAAUCAGUUCUAAAAGAAAAAAAAAAGGAUAUAUAUAUAUAUAUAUAUAUAUCUCUAUCAUCAAUGUAUAAACCCACUCUAAUAAAUUUGAUGGUAUAUUUUAUUUAUAUAGUGUGUUCUUUCUUUUUAUUUUUUUUAUAAUUAAUUUUUUAUUUUACAGUGCUUCAGUAUUUUUUUUUUAUACAUAUCUAUUAUUGUCCAUGUGAUCCUGGGUUUCUGGUUAGUAACCUUUUUAAGGGCACUCUGCUAAUGUAUGUAUAUCUGGUUUUAGCUUUAUUGUAUAUGUUUGGUGUGAGGGUCUAACACAAAGGUGUGUAGCUGCCUAAUUAUAUGUUUUUAGAUUUAAAAUAUUUACUGUACUUUACAGGUGGUGUGGAGUUGUUUACACAUUUUUAUUCCACCAACUAUUUUUAGCAAUUUUAUAUAGCAUCGUUAUUUGUUCUCUAUAUUUACCAAGAGGAACAUAAAGUCUUAGGACUUGUUGACACCAUUUCUACAUUAUUAUUGAUCAUAUAUUAUUUUAUGCUCAAGUUGACUUUUUGACAAGUUUUUUUUGUUUGUUGUAUUUUUAAAAUGUCAUAUAGUGAAAUUGCCUUACUUUUUCUCUUUUCUCUAGAAAAAUAUGGUCUUGUCCCAAAGAAAUGCUUUCCUGAAUCUCACACUUCAGAGGCCUCAAGAAGAAUGAAUGACAUUCUGAACCACAAGGUGAUGUUGUGAUGACAUAAAUGCAAACAUUUUUGGACUUGUGCUAUGCUUUAAAGCCACGUGAUUGGUUCAGCACCCCAGCAGGUUUCUCACAGCAGCCUUGUAGGAUCAUCAAGCUUCAUAAUCUGUGUCUAGUCAAAUGAUUCUCAUAGAGAAACAUUGUGGACAUACAAAGUAUGCACAGCAGUUGCCUUUGAGUGUACUGACAAUCAGUCUGCUUACUUGGUAUCAUGUGACAAGUGUUAUGUAGUGGUUAUGGUGCUCAGUGUCCCAAUAAUAUUGUGUCUUAAAGGGUAUCACCAACAGCAUUAAAACUAUAUUUUUUUGUGCUGUGCACUGCUUUGUUUAUAAAAUAUGCCCCAAAAAUAUUUUUAUUUUCUAUCUAGUGUGACUUAUUAUAUUAAUUUUUAUUUAUGUCCAGUCCCAUAUAAUCAUGGGGGGACUUUGAAUUCUAUGGUUUUACAUAUCAGGACAUAAUAACAAUUUGAAGAUCUUAGCAUCCUCAGAUGAACAACAACACAUGACCUGACAUAUUACACCAUAUCAUGAUAUAGCUAACAAAAAUCAUGCCAAAAUGGAGAAGCCAUGCAUGAUAAACUAGCUACACCUUAUGAUUCAAAAGCUUGUAGAAACAACUUUAGGAGCAAUAACAUGUGGUAAUCGUUUUCUGUACUUUAUCCGUCUCUCACAUUGUUGAGAAGGAAUGUUGGCCCACUCUUCUUUGCAUCAUUGCUUUCAUUAAUACGGGUUUGCUGGCAUUUCUUUAUGUACAGCUCUCUUGGGGUCCUGCCACAUAUCCGUUGGGUUGAGGUCUGGACUUUGACUGGGCCUCUACAACACUUUUUUGCUUUUUCAACCAUUCUGUGGUAGAUCUGCUAGAUUUUGCAAGGAUUGUCAGUUUGUGAUUUAGAAUUAAGAUUUGUUCCGAAGGCAUGCCAAUUUAUUUCUUGGUUGUUGGUAAAUGUGAAUUUAUGUACCCUUGCAAGUUAUAAACUUCAAUUCAGGAACAUUUUGGUAGAACUUGUCCGCUUUGCAAAUUCUGUGAGCUUUGGAGUGGUUAGACUUUUAUUUUUUGGGGGGGAGGAGUGGAUUUAUUCUUGUGGGGAUUGUGCUAGCCCCUGUUUGCACUCAAUGUUUGCUCAACUGGAUCAAUGCAGUUCCUUCAAAUUUCGUUGGUAUCCCAGUGUGCCGGGGACAUUGCAUAGAAUUCUGUAUGUAAAAAGGAAUUAACUUUGUUUUUCCUUUGCAGAUGAGGGAGUAUUGUUUACGUCUGAGAAACAUGGUAGCCAGUGGCAGUACAAAGGAGGAACUUUCAGCAGCUGUUGACACAAUGAUUGAGGAGGUAGGUCAUCUCUAAAUCAAAACUUUGUCAGAACUACUUGUAAUUCAUGUCAUAGGCGCCCAGUGGCAUUAGGCAUCAACAAUUGGCAUAAAUUACAUUUUUGAAAUGUGCUUAUUUAUUCUCAUUAUAUUGUGGUAUCUCUAAAUGUGGUAAGUUACAGAAUGUGUACACUCAAAUAUGUGUGCCUUUUUUAUGCCUAAGGUGGGGAUAGGCAACCUUCGUAACUCCAGAUGUUGUGGACUACAAUUCUCAUAAUGCUUUUAGCCAUAAUGCAGGCAAGGCAUCAGAGAACAUGUUGUCCUCCAUAUCUGGAGUGAUGACAAAGGUUUCAUACACCUGGCCAAAGUGGUGUAUGUAUGUAAUAUUUGUUUUAUUUUACAGAGUUUUUUUUUGUUUCAGCUGUAUGUUUUUAUAUAUGCAUAUAUAGUCCUCAUUAAACUAAUGCCUAGGGUGGCACCAACAGUGGUGGAUUGGAAGGCAGCUUCUCCUUUGAGUUAGGGAUGCCCAUCAGUGCUAAAUCCAAUCUUCAAUGCAGGCAGCAUUGUGCUUUGAGUUGGCUCACAGAAACAAAUACAUUCCUGAAGGUUGUAGUGGGGGAUUUAUGCUCUGGAGGCGGUGUAGUGCUCUGUGCAUGUUGGCUAGAAAGAGACCGAUGUGCUGUAGGAGGAGUAUAGUGCUAUAGAUAUGUUGACUUGAAUAUGGGUAAGUUUGAGUAAGGGGAGGGGUGUAACUAGAAAUCCUAGGCCCUGAGGGCAAAAAUUAACAAAGCCCCUUUUCCCCUUUAAAAAGCAAGGUGUAAAUAAAACUAGAAGCUUAUAGUGUGUUUAACCAUAAAGGCCUCCAAUCAACCCUCACCCCCAAAAUUUGGAGGCCUUUAUGGUCAAACACACUACAGUCUUACUGACAAAUAUAUAUCUAAGGUGUCCUGCUCUCUAACAGUAUGUAAGGUCUGCAUGGAAUGGGCCUGAAUAUCUUGUAAUCUAACUCAAAUUAGAAUUUCUGUUUAGAAUGUUUACUUAAAUAAUUUAGGUUAAUUUAUUAUAAACAGAAAUACUAACUUGAGUUAGAUUGCUAGAACAUGGGACAGGCCAACAGCUUCUUGUUGAUCAAAUUAAACUAUUGCCACUUACUGUAUGCAUUCAUGAUCGCUGUAUAUUAUGUGACAAUAUACUUUUUUGAAUGUAAUUGGAUGAUAAAGCCUAACUCCAUUGUUGUUCUCUAUAUCUAGUUAGAUAGGUCUUGUUCGGACUUCUUAACUGUUCUUCUUCUUUGUAUCUAAACCAAAAAAACAUCUUUCAAUAAAUAUUGUAAAGAAAACAAGACCACGAUGUACAUGUUUGAAUGAUGAUUUCCUCCAAACAAGUCUGGUUGGGGUUGAGCUAUUUGUGGAGAUGUGAGAUCUUUCUGCCAAUUUAGUUGGCUUAGUUUGUUGGGUGUCUUCUAAUAGAGCUGCAGAAACCGGAUGCCACAGCCAUCAUUAUUCUUUGGUGUUAGCCGUCCACCCUUGGCCAAUAACUACAACUAUGUGCAAUGAAAGUUGUACAGAAUUGACAUUGGCUAUCCCAGAACUCUAGUUUUGGGCUGGCUGCUGAUACCCCAGUGAUUCUGCCAGAGGUGGAGUUGCCCUUCCAGUGGCAGAGUGGUUAAACUCUGUAUUUGCAGCAUUGCAAAGCAAAACACUGCACAUACAGAACCCAGGCAUCAUGACCUCUUCAAAUCACUGAAGAGAUCAUGGUGCUUGGCGAAACCCUUUAUUUAAAUUUUUACACCAGUUAUCAAUUUGAAGUGAGGUGUCUGCUUACCCCCUUAAGGACCAAACUUCUGGAAUAAAAAGGAAUCAUGACAUGUUACACAUGUCAUGUCUCCUUAAGGGGUUAAAGACUUACUCCAAACACAAUGAUCACUUCAGUGAUUUGAAGUGGUCAUGGUGCUUGGAGUCUGUAUGCACAAUGUUUUGCUUUGAAACACUGCAUAUUUGGAGUUUAAUCCCUUUUCUGCCGAGGGUGUAACUUCACCUCCAGAAGCAUCAUUAGGUUGUCAUCAGAAAUGCAUUAACUGUCUGAGCGUGGUCAGCUGACACUCUCAGCCAAUGAAUGUCAAUGGCCGAGGAUUCUAUAGAUCUGCAGAAACCAGAGGUUUUUUACUGGACUGCCAGGGAGCAUUGGAUCCCAGCAGGGAUCUAGGUAAGGGGACAGAUGAUUGCUAAGUGUAACCCUUUAACUAAGGCAGUUUUCUGCUCAGGUUUUUUUUUUUUUUUUCUCAACAUCACAAUUUACAUCACUUACCUAAAACUGAAAGUCUCUUAGACUGGACUAUCUUGCAGGACAGUUGUAAGUGUCGGGUUCAGUGGUAUGUUGAAGUCCUACACUUUUAUUUUAUGAAUGAUUUUGCAUUUAUCUGUAUUUUUCCUUGAAUGUCUUAUAAUUUUGUUGUACCUGACUCGCACUUGUAUUUUCUUGUUUUUAUUGAAUUAUUAUUAAUGUAACAGUCUUUGUGGUCUGCUAAGAGAAGGCAGUCCUUGUAUAAUGUGUAAUUAAAAUAAAAAUAAAACCUUGUUUAUUUAUAUAUUUGUUAUCCUAUGCUACUAGCCAGGCCUUUAAAAGUUACUGGCCAGUGCAAGCCAUACCAUUCACCACAGGUGAAUUUCUACUCUCCAUGGCUAUUUUACUUGCCGAUGGCUAGUUGGAAAUUUGAGCACUCUAUAAAUGUUUGUUCCCAUCGUAUCGUGUCAGACUAGUAACCAAUGUGCUUCCAAACUCUGACAAGCAGAGGGCAGUACAGGAAUAGGUAUUUGCUAUACUUAUUUAAUGCAGAAAAGCCACUGAGUUUUUAUUAAAGUAGAAGUUCUAUGAUACAUAGCUAAACUAAGGUUAAAUUCGAAUUGUCUGAUCUGAUAUAAGACAUUUUCAUGAUGUGUUUUUGGAUACAAAAAAAGGCUAGUUUGAAAGAGAGGAUUGUGUGUUCCUUGUAUAGUAACAGUGUAAACAUGUUAGAUCAGUGGCUCCCCUACCAGUCCAGGAUUUAGGGAUUACCCAGUUGUCUAAACAGAGGUGCCCAAAAGGUAGAUCCCCAGAUGUUUUAAAACGGCAACUUCCUUGAUGUUUUGUCAUUCUAAAAGUAUGCAACGCCUCAUGGGAGUUGUAGUUCUACAACAUCUGGGAAUCUACCUUUUGAGGACCUCAGACACAAUUGGGUAAUCCCUGAAUCCUAAAUGGCACGCAUGCCUUGAGGACUGGUUUUGGGAAUCACUGUCAGGUCAUGAGCAUUUAUUUUCAUAUCCAAUUAUAUUAUUCUAAAAAGAUUAUAAAGAUUUCCAAUCCCAUCAGAAGCUGAUUUUACAAACUUAAAAUAACUCUCUGGUCAUUAAAUUAACAACUUCUUUGCAAUUACACAUUUCUAGUAUUGGUGUAUGAUGUCACAUUUAAAUCAGGAGACAAUCAUUCAGGUACAAAGAGCAGUCCAAUAAUAUUGAUCUUAUUUUAUUGUAAUCUAUUCCUUGAAAGGAAUGUAUUAUUUAUUUAUUUUGUGCAGAGUUGUUCAUGGCUUGUAAUAGAUAAUCAUUGACUUAUAAUAAUAAUAAUUCUCUGUAACAAUUUGUUUGGCCAAUCAUGGCAAGAGCUGUGCUGAUGGUCUCCAAUGCUCCUCCAUUAGAACCAGCAGCCUGGAGGAAAUGACAAUCUUUGUUAACCUUCAUAAUCAGGAAGAAAAAUAGACUUCUGGGGUGUUCCCGAGAUGUUUUUAUUUAUUUCAAUAAUAUUAUUUGGGAAUAGAUCUUUUUGUUCAUCACAUUAAUAGUUCUACUUUUAUCAGCCUCAGAGGCACAAAAGACUGCGGUGAAAAUAACCUGAAAUUAAAGAUAUAAUGGAGGGAGUAGAUUUUAGUAGAGGAUGGUUGGUGCAAAUACAGCCAGUAAAAGUUGUUGGCACCGCUGUAAUAACAAAAUGACCUACUGUCUACCCUUUACAAUAGCUGUUGGAAAGAAGUUUUUAUUUUUUUUAAUAGUAGAAUGUUUGGCACAGUACUGAGGAUCAAUCUGUAGAUAUCACCAUGGUGAAAAAUAGUGAUGAGGACAGAGGAAAUGUAUUCUUAGUUACUGGAAAGUUGCUACGGACUGGGAAGGACUUCUUUUUUCCAAUUGUGACUUUGACUUCACCACUUGACCAGGAUUAUGUUCCUAUAUAUCAGGACAUGCUUGGCAUGUGAUUGGUCCAUAGGGGUUAAUAAACAUUUUAAUCAUGGGUACCACAUUUCAGUUGUAAACAAUGUGAUCUAAAUUGGGUUUAUGCUGCUCAUAAUUUUGAUGUUUCUGACUGUGACAAAACCCUGCAUGGAACGUUAUCUUGAGUACCAGAUUUGGUCCCAAGAGCUUUAUAAACUUUGUAUUGCAUCAAAUAUUUCUUGGGAGUUCAUCGGAAGGGAAAAAAAUAUUUAAUCACUUGGAAAAUAUCUAACCAGUACAUUGUAAGCUAGUUUCAAAGUUCUGAUCAGUAACUUUUCCCCCAUGUAUUUAAACACGUUUAUCUACCACCAUUCUUCUGAUACAUAGUCAUGGUGACCAGAAACUUAAUGGGACCAAUACAUUUCCAAGACACAAAAAUAGUUACUUGAUUUAAUUGUCCCUGGCUCUCUCUCAAAUGUCCCCAUCACUAUCCCUAUUCUGUCAUGGCUACACAGGAGUGGCUUCCUAAUGUAGAAUAAGUGGUAUAAAGGCCAUUAUUCGCUACUAAUUCUUCUUGAUCGUUCUGCUGCUUUUCUUCCUCACCCUUUGCUUUACCAUUCUAUCCAAGCUCAUUCCUGGUUCUCUUCCUACCUAUCUAGUCUCCCCUUUAGUGUCUUACUCUGGCUCCUCCCAUACUGUACCUCUCUUGGAGUUCCUCAACGCUGUGUACUGUACUUAAUAUCUUCAUGUACACUGCCUUACCUGAUCACUGUUUAGAAGAAAUAGUAGAUAUAUUCUAUUUUUUGCUGCAUGUUGUCAUUGGGAGUUUAUCUAAGGAGAGUUUGCAAAAGCUGCAGUUCUUAUAACUGCAGCCUCUGCAAUCCCUCUUCUUCGUCAGUAGUGACUUUCCGUAACCUGUAGCCUCUAAACCUGUCCAUGUGCACCUGUGUGUACUGCAUCAGUGUUCAGCGAGUCUGAUGUGAGUCUGUGAGGAGGAAUUUGGGAGAAGGUAGGUGCACUCAAGAAGAGGAGAUGCAAACCUCCACAGGGAGCUAUUUCAUUAUAAAAGUGCAUUUCCCCCCUCUCCCCCCAUAGAAAUCUAUACUUUUAUAAAGUGGAAUUUUAAAUAGAUAGUCAUCACCCAUAAAGUACUUAAACAAGCUAAAGUCCUUUAUGGGAGUGGGUGGUCCUUUGUAAACUAUAGUUCCUGGCUUUGACAAGAAGAAAAAUGCCAGAAGCCUAAUAAAUGCAUUACCCAUCUCACCACUCUAGUAGUAAACUGAACAGAUCCCAUAAAGAAAAUGAAAUAAAAGAUUGUUUUGGCUUCAUCUGCAGUAUUACCCCACUGCCUAUGGAAUUGUCAGGUACGGUUUUCUCCUAUAUCGUUAAACAUGUCAUUCUUACAGGCUUUCCCGAGGAUAUAUCGUGAAAGUGAGCAGAGAUCUGUCCACGCUAAUGUAAAGAAUGUACAUAGCAUACAACCUGCUUAUUUUUACAACACCUGGCCUCUCUCUGCUUGGCAACCAGGAAGAAUUGUCAAGUGAAAAACCUGUGCUCAUCUGCUGGGUAGGCUAGGCUUUUGGGUUAAACUGGGGCAUUCUCUCUUCACCAGGGUCACACAGUCUGUAGCUUUAUUUACACUCUUGUGAUCCUGCCUAGUAAUCAUCUGCUGCUUAUUCACACAUCACGUGACCAUGAUAGUUGUGACCAACUUGCAUGAACUGGGGUGAUUUGUAAUAAAACAUUAUUAUUUUUUUUUUAUAUAUAUAUAUAUAUAUAUAUAUAUAUAUAUAUAUAUAUAUAUAUAUAUAUAUAUAUAUAUAUAUAUAUAUAUAUAUAAAAUAAGGAUUUAGAAUGUACAGAAAAUCUGUUUGUAUAAGACACAUGAUGAAUGCUUGAAGAAACUUACUAUUUUUGGGAGCAGAACCUAGCAGUGCACCAGCAAAGACGCCAUUUUCCUCAGCCCCAAACUUCACGAUAAUUAUCUUGCUUAUCAAUGUUAAUUGUUUUAUACAUGACUGAUGAAACUCUGUUAUUACAUAUUCCACAUCAUGACUUGUGUCACCUGACAAACAAGAAGCUAUAUUUUUACUAACUGUUUCCAUUUAAACAUAACGUAUUUGUACACAUUCCCACUCUAUCCCAUACCUUGAAGCAACCCAAGGAUCACUGUUAGUACUUUGGGGGUAUUUUUCUAUUCUUUUAAUGCACAAUUGCAAUAACACAUUAAUAAACUGAAAAGAUUACAUUUUUAGGUGGAUGCAAAAAGUACCCAUGCAUUUCCCUGCAGCUCUGUAUUGUCUGUUUGGAUUUAUCAUCCGAUCCACAUUUUUCAUUGUUUUCAGUAGAUUUGCUAUAUGUAAUAGUCUUCCAAAUAGCAUAGGUGUAUAAUAAUAAUAAUAAAAAAAUUUACAUCUGGGAUAUGAUCGUUUCAACCUCUCAGGGUCUUUCUCAAGAUCAAUGAAAGGUGUUACAGUGCAAAAAUUUAUAUAGAUAAUAAGUGACUUACCGAUGAGGUGAGGACAGCUCUCAGCACCGAGUGGAACCCAGAAGUGCAUGGAGAGGUCAUGUGAUGUACAAACAUAUGCGUAAUUACGUGACCAGGCAAGUGUCAGUGGUAGUUAGGUGACUUGUGUAUACAAAUGGAACAGCAAUCAUGAACUACAUGCAGGGACAGAAUAGUCUGCAAUAAACAAUAAAUACAACUAGGGCCCAGCGCAAUCAGAGUGUGCAAAGUAAAGGUGGUAUAUGAGUGAGUUGUGUGUGCAUAAAAAUAAAUAAGUGAUGUAAACAAAGUGUAAUCAUAAGUGAACACAAAUCGUAAGUGUGUCUAAAACACUGUGACAGUGCUGGGGAGAUAUAUAUAUAUAUAUAUAUAUUAAAAUCCAAACAGGUUAUGGUGGGGAAAAAUUGUGAUUGAAAACCCCUUCCACCUGAAGUAUGUGGAUAGUUAAUACAAUGCUAAACAAAAAUCUGCACACCAGUCAAGCCAUAAGACUUGCUUUUCCCACAGAAAUCCCAAAUCAGCAGUGAUGUAACAACCGCAAAGGAUUCUGGGUGGGCAUAUGCAAAUUAGUUAUAUAUAUUAUACAACAUAAGUUAUUAUGCACACAUACAAUUAAUGUGUGCAUAAUAAAAUAAACAUUUAAAUAAACUUAGAGCCAAAUGGAUACACAAAAUGUACACAAACCAUAUACAUUUAUAUGUGUGUGUGUGUGUGUGUGUGUAUAUUUAUUUAUUUAUUUAUUUAUUUAUUUAUUACAUAUGAAUACCAAAGACUAAAUGUUUUAACCAGAUCCAAAUGGAUAGAUAUAAACUCAAGGAAUCCUUUUUAUAAAUAAACCAAAAAAAUAUCCGAACUGGCAACAGACUAAAUUUAUCAGCCAGGCGAAGGAUAAAAACAAAGGAAAAAGUAUAAGUGUUCAAACAAUAUGAUGAGAGUACUCUAGGAAUAAACAUAACCUAUUUUAUACCAUACAAAUGUCUGGACAUAAGCCUCAAAAAUAGAUAAGAGAAAACUAUGAAAAAAGAAAUACUAAGCAAAAAACACUAGGUAAGAAAAACAUUGCAGCCAUACAUCAGACAUAGAGUAAAUCAAAUUUUCAUUAAGUCCUUUGAGGGCCACCGUGUCCAAGCGCUGGAUGCAAUUCGCUUACAUUGUAGUAGGAUUUUAGACAUAUCCCCUCCACGAGAUAGUGGGGGGAACCUGGUAAAUGGCCCUGAGUCUAAGGUUAGGCAAACGAUGUUCGCCACAUGUUUGUCAGUUCGUUGAUCUCCAAAAACUGUGAUAAUCCCUGAACAGUGCCCCCUAAUGCGGCCCCUAAGUGUAAGGUUGGUAUUACCCACUUACGAAAGUCCACAAGGAUCAUAUAAAUGAUGUUGUCGUGGUCCAUGUAAUGUACUGUUGUAUAGGGAUCAGUUUCCACUGUGUGGAUGUGCAAAUGAGGACCCACUCAUCAUGAUCUGUGCUACAAUGUAAUUACAGGACCCUCCAUUGUGACUUGCUAAAAGAACUAAACUGUCUGUCACUGGAAUCCAGCCCACCCUUCAUCUUUCCAGCCUUGUGUUUAAGAGCUUUUCUGGUAAGCUCCCAUCCUACCUGAGCAGAAUGCUCUUCCUGGCUGUUCUCACCUCCUAUAAUUUAGUCUGCCUCAAUACAAAAAGAAAGCGGCCCGAUCCUCCUUUUCUUACAGAGCACUGCAGUUAUGGAACGACCUCCCGCACACUUUUAAAUCUUCCCCAAGCCUAAAGUCCUUUAAGAGAUCCCUCUCUACAUAUCUCAAAACAUAAUGCACCUGUCAUGGUUGAUUAUAUAUUUCCUAUCUCUUCUAUGUUAAAUUUUGUUUAGUGUAUUUAUAUUGUUUUUGUAUUUUAUUGUACCCUAUUGUAUAAAUGCAAUGUUUUGUGGACCCAGGAUAUACUUGAAAAUGAGAGAAAUCUCAAUGUAUCUUUCCUGGUAAAAUAUUUGAUAAAUAAAUAUGACUACACAUGAUGCAGCCACUGCACUUGAAACAUCCUUUCUUGACCACGAUGGGCAUUUUUUUUGUAACAAUGGACUGGAUCACUUCGUACUAGCUGGACUUGGAGAUUUUUGUUUCUUUUGUAGUUUACAAUGGGAUAUUCCAAAAACACUGGUGGUACAUUUUUAUCCAAACUUAAAAUGUCCCAAUGUUUAUGAAUAGAUUGUCUAAUCUUCAUUGUUCCAGUGUGAAAAGCCAUUGGUAGAAACAUCUUUUUCAGCUGGAUAUUAUUUGUCUCUGUCUUUUGGUUCUCCUGGGACCACAGUUCUGUAGUUUGGUUUUGGUCAUCGCCAGGAUUUGAGGAUCUUCGAGCAAGGAACCUAUUCCACAUAUCUUGUACUUGUGAUUCUCGAGUGAUAGUUUCACUAUUGUACCUCAAAACCCUCAAACUGUGAUAUAGGCAAAGAGGUGUUCUGGAUUAAGACUGGAGGCCAAAAGAAAGGUGUUAUGGUCUGUUUGCUUCCGGUGCAAUCUAUACCUCAAUUCGCCUUGGGUCUCAAAGAGUCACAUACAAAAUUGUAUAGAUGACUGAUGCCAAACAAGUUUCAAAUUAACAGGAAGUGGGGACUGAUUGACUUUGUCUACCAUCUGACCCAAUUCUACAGCAGUCCCACACAAGAUGAGGAAGAUGUCAUCCACGAAUCAUAGUUGUUCCAAUGUCUUCACUUUGUACUUGAUGUAUUUUUGUUAAUCCAAUACAUAAAGGCAUUCACAUAUGAGGGUGCCAUCACCCUCCUCUACUGCUUGUUUUAGAUAGAAGUUGUUUUCAAACAGAAAUUCUAUGAGAGAGUCAUUCGGGGGACCUAUGUCUGAAGUAGAGGAGCAUAAAAUCUCCUUAAGAGCCUAAAGUGAUUAGUAGUGUUUCCUCAUCAUCCAGGGUUAUUGUACAAAUAUGUUUAAGAAAAUCCAGAGUGUCUUUCAAGCAUGUGGGUAGGGAUAUCACCCAGUCUUUGAUGACAAAAAUUGACAUAUUUGGCAAAUGGUUCAAUUAGACCCUCUCUUGCUGACACAAUCUGUCUUCCUGGGAGAUUGUUCAUGUCUGUAUGUAUUUUAGGGAGUGUGUACAGGACCAGGUGUUUCAGAUUUGGUACGUGCAAAAAUGUUGCAAUCUUAUCAUCCACAUGCCCCAGGUCAAUGUGCACCUGUUUCUAAAAAACCCCCAUAGAUUUUAGAGGUAUUAUCUUCAUCCUUCAGCAUCUGACGCUAAUUCACCUGAGCUUUGGUGGUUUCAGUGCCGCCGAGUCAACCGAAAACUUGAUAUUUAUAGUCCUGACUGACUUUGUCAAGUCUUUCUUUUUUUGUCUUUCAAAACGUUCUAGGUCGGGGGGGAGGGGCCUAAUCAGCAUGGCGACUGGAUGUGUUUCUAGGGAGCGCCCUGAGACACACUGUACAAAAUCGAAAUUCGGUACCAAUACAGCAACUAUUUCUAAGCCUGACACUUACUCUUCGUAUUACGACGUGACAGAAAGAUCAGGGACCGUGCCCGGCAGUCCUUUCGAGCACUUUAGUGGCCAAAGCAAAAUGAGGACUAGCAGGCGCUUUGGAGGGGAGAGGCGGCCACUCUCCCGGACAGGCGCAGGCAUAGCCCCAAGCGUGAUAUUGAUGCCCUGCUGCCCCCCCCCCCUUUUGGACCAGUGGGGGUGAUCCCGGUCCCCACCCUGGCGGCUGCCAACACUUAGCAUGGACUUGUGGCGUUGCACUAUACGCCGAAGAUAUCGCCAGAGAUGUAUGUAUAAUGGCGGGUGCCACGGGACACCUGGAGUCACAUGAAGAGACAUCCACUCUUCACCACCACCUGGAAGCACUCUUUGCUGCUUUCUGGAAAAAGCUGGAGAGUAAGUUGACCCUACCUGCACCGCAGCCCUGAGUGGCUCCCUCCAAACUGAUUAGACACACCCCAUAUCAUCUGGCUACUGCCAUCAAGGUCCCAACGCGACAGAGACGGUGAAGGCCGCAUCGGCGACACCUCAGAAAAGCAGCUGCGAAUACGGCGGAAUGCCGACGAACCUGCUAGCACUGCACCCUCAGAAGACAUGUGGGAGGUGAAUCAAGAAAGGGGGGAAGCAAAUGCAGAACCGGAACCCGCAGCUGACUCCAUUGGCUCCGAGGAAGGAGGCCCAUACGAUGUGGGACUAUGAGUUCCCUGUACUGGGGAUCGGCUGACCGCCAUGUUUGAGCUGCAGGUUAUGCUCCUUUCCACUGUUUACUACAUGGUCCCUCUUGCCCAGUAACAGAUCUACACUAUUUCCCUUUCUCUUCCUUGCCCAUACCAUAUGUUUAUAUCUAUAUUAUAUACAGGUUGUUAAGGAUGUCUCCAAUAUGUCCCAGAACAGUCUGGGGUGGUAUACUAAGCGGUUGCCCUAUUCCACCCAUGUCUUCUCUACAGUUUUAUUUCAAAGCAGAUAUCAAUUGAAUCUAGACAUGUGUAACUAGCCUGUUCUAUUACAUAAUAUUAAUUGUGCAGAAAUUUUUAAGCCACAUACUCAUUGCAUACUAUAUGCUCUCCUUGCUUGCUGUUGUGGCACUGUAAGACUGUCUGUAUUUGCCUCUAUGCACAACAAAAAAUAAAGCAUUUAAAAAAACAACAAAAAAAACUUAUCAGUUCAUUCUGAUAUUUAUUAAUGCCAUCUUUAUUAAUUGUAUUGUGAAUGCAUUAGAUGCUUCAAAUUCUUGAAAAGAAAAAAGUUCCUUGUUGACUUCCUCCACUACCAUGACCAUCCAGUCUAAACAUUUAUUUGCAAUAUUCAUCCAGCGCGUGCAAAACUUUGAGUUUUGACGUCCUAAUGUGGGUGCAUUUUUCACCCUAAAAUCUCUUGGAAUUUUCUUAGCUCUAUAGUAGUCAGAGAUGAAUACUCCAUGAAGAUACAAAUCUGUUAUCAGUUUUUUUCAACUUUAGUAGAUCGUUAUAUAAAUCUUUAGCAGUAUUAGUGUGACAAAAGUCCUUUGGGGUCUGUGGCCCUAGGACAGUCAGGGUUUGUUCCUCUGAGAUGGAGAGCUAUUCAGCUGUUUCAUCCAGAGCACCAGAUCUAGACAAAAACAUCCUCCAUGGUACACUGAUCUGAAGUUAUCGCACAGCUAACUGGGUUUUUGAGAUAAUGUUCUAUUUUGUAACUCUUACUGUAUUAACAACAGAGAGGUGGGGGGAGGGAGAAGUAAGUUUUGGAAAAUCUGCAUAACGAUUGCCAUAAAGAUUGUAGAUCCAACAAACAUAUUUUCCAUUCUACCCUAUGCUUGCUUUUACCUUGUAACUGACCGUUCUCUAUUGUUGAUAUUUAUGUCUACAUAUACCAAAACAAAAAAUUAAAGAUUGUCAAAAAAAAAACAACCUCAAUGGUAGUCCAUAGAAAAACAGUUCACGUUGUUGCCAAUAAGGCUCACUCUAGGGGUGCACAAGUAGGUUUAACACUCCACCUAAUAUUGGAUAUAUGUAAAGAAGCUCGGCACUCCACUUAAAAAAAUUCUAUAAAUUCUGUCUGGGUGCCACGCGCAUUAAAUCUAUAAAAAACGGCAAAAUAGCAACGGGUGCACUCCUAAAAUUAUAUAAAUUUUUGUAAGGGGAGUGCAGAAUAUUGUAGAUAUUAGUCCAAUUUUUUUAUUUUUUAUUAUUAGACUAACAGAAUUCUGGAAUGAGAAUCUUUUAGGGGAACCUCCCUUUCUCCAGUCUAAAGCAUUACCCAAAGACCAGUUAAUGGUCUUUACAAUGCAGAAUAAUAUCAUGUAUUAAUCCAAAUUUCACAUACAGGUCAAUGUUUCAAUCCUCACUUGGUUUCCAGACCAUGUAUACACCGAACAAUAACGUUUAAAUAACCCAAAAAAAGGAAAGCAAAGCAUUGUGAAUAGACAUCACACCCCACGAGCUCGAAAAAGGUGUCCGUGUCCAAAAUUCACCAAAUGCUGAGCAAUAGAGUGCAAACAUAAAGUGAAUACUCUGUGAUAGAAUACUUAAGGUACACCCAUCUAGAAAGUGUUAGAUUACAAAGGUAUCAAAAAUGAACAGAAACCCAUAAAAGAGGGCUACAGCAUAUGUGAACAUUAAUUUAAAAUAUCAGUGAUACUAGGGUGGCGGAGCCAAGCAGUCCAGAAGUGUUCAGAGCAAGCUCCCAUGCCUAUCACACCCAGCCACAAACACCCACAAGCAGCAAACCGGUAACCGGGAGAGGCUGCCGCAUCGAACGAUACCUCUCUUGAGCCACUGCACACUCGCCCGUACACGCCGAGGCUUGCGGCCUACGAGACUCAACCACGGAGAGACGGCUGCUCUCCAGGCGAAUUAACAAGUCUGGGACCCCGGUGACAUCCUUCCCUCCCCCUCACCCCCCAGGACCAGCGGGGGUCAUCCCUGUCCAUAAAUAGCAGCCUCACUCACCCUUCUGUCAACGGGCUGCUGACAUCGCGUGAGACCGAGAAGCAACCCCAUCGCUCAGAGGACUACAACGCCCCGCUCUACUCCAGCCUUGGACAAUGCACGUAAGCUAGCUACUAUUAUAGCCAUAUGGGCAUGGAGACCCACACGCAGCCUAUACGCAGCCCCAGCGGCUAUGCAGAUCGGAAGUCGGCUGACCUCGAACUACUCUGCGGACAGAAGCCAAAAUUUCACCCGAGCACGGGAGAUCACUUCUGCAAUACGGCAUGGACUUUCAGUCUCUUAAAAUUAUGUUGACCUGUUGUCCCCUUUUGAUAUAAUUUUGACUAAUCACACACUCAAGGUUAGAUUUCAAGCAACUUCAUAUUAACAUGCAAGUGUGUUUAGGUACUGACGGCCAGGCUUAACCUGUUUUAUAGCGACAUUACCCUGUACAUAAAUCCCCACGUUUGGCCAGCCGGUCUGUCCCACCAAACACACGUGCCCCAGCCUAGACAGGUCGAACUAGACAGCUCCUGCUCACUGUAUCCCUUACCUUAACAUGACUAAUCACACUAAGUACCUAUCUCUUAUCAGUAAGAGGAUAUGCCAUAUUUGACAAUUACUCUACCAUUGCUACUUUUAUUUUUCACCAGUGUAAUUGCAAAUAUAUACCAUAAAAUGGAAACAGGACCGAUCUUGCUAAAUCUCAUAUUAAUAUAAAACUGUGCAAGUAUCAACAUGUACCCCACUGUUACAAUUGUUCCUGAAAAAGGAUGUGGAUUGCCGUUCGGGUGCCACAUGUGAGUUAUGUUACAUAUUUGCACUGCAAAAAUAAAGAAUUAAUAAAAUAUCAGUGAUACUGAAACUUUCCAUCUGUAUGGUUUGUAUUAAUAAAAUGUUUUUUCUGCACUGUAAAGACCAGUGAAUGCGCCCCUAUUUGAUAGAUGGAAUAUUGUAUAUACAUAAUCUGUGGUACACGCACUCUCAAAGAAAACCUGUUUCUUAGGCAAAAUGGAAACAGCUGCCCUCUUUGAUGGAUAUAAGGGUGGGAACAUACCACUGUAAUGCAAGGAAUUUAUUCCUCCAUAAUAAGUUAAGUAGUUAUGACACUUGGAGUGCCAAUAUAAUAGUCUGUGGAUUCCUAAUAAUAUGUGGGCUAUAUGCACUGUGCCACCCAAUUAUAUAUGUUUAGUCUCUGCACAUGUUUUCAUAUACUAGAGGAAAGACUUUAGGUAUGCUAAAUGAUUAGGGCGUAAUUUAGACACACUCCCAAGAUCCCAAUCUGCUGCCUGUAGCUGAAAGAAACAGCAGUUUGUUGUCUAGUAAGUUCAUCCUCUGCCCAUGUGCCCUUAAUAACACAAUAUUUAUUGACUGUAAUCUCAGAACGCCAGCAUCCUGUUCUGCAGAGCUUCAAGCUAGUCACAUGCACCCUGCAAUAUCUGGAUUUACAUUCCCCGUUACUCUGUUUACAAAAACAGUAGGGCAUUAACUUCCCCUUUAGAUCUCUGAUAGCCCAUCAAGGGGCUUUCACACGCAUUUAUAAUUACAUUAUUUUAAUUUUGUUAAAAAUAUUUGCUGCUUAUUCGGUUUUACGUGUGCAUUGUACCGUGCAGGAUUACAGAAUUGGCACAAAGAUUAUACUUUAACAGGAACAGCCUGAGUCUUUUUGAAAGAUUGGAAUCUUCUCCGUUGGUUACUGUCUUGCAAAACGAUAUCAGAAUACACCAAAUUACCUUAAGUGGUAAAGAAAAUCAGAAGAUUUAUGAUAGAACAUAAGGUGUAUUGUCAAUCCCUGCCAGCCCCUGUUACACAAGGUGAUAUUAUGUUAGUUUCCCCAUUGCUUAAUUAUAAAAUGCAAUCUGAAGGCACUUCCCUUCGUAGUCUGCAGACACCUGUAAGCACAUGAUUAAACGUCUAAAUUUAAAAUACAAGUGAAAUCACAAUCAAGCAUAUAUAAAGCUUAUUAUGUAAAUAUUUAGAACAGUUACUUACUCUUUAAUGGCAGUAGCCUAGUAAGGCUCCUUUGGAUUUUUAUUUUAUUUUGUGGUUUUUGUGGAUGUUUAGAAUCCCAAUUUGAAUGCGGAGACUGGGAGAGAGAUGAGGUUUUGGCGUUGUUCCUGGAAAUAUUGUACUUUUUAUUGGAUUUUGAACCACAAUCUCAUGCAGUUGUUUGGUGAUAUAACUUGGUGUUGAGACAUUAACACACAGGGAGAUGAACCCAGGAUAAGUGGAUAUUUAUGAAACCUAACACACAAAGUAUGCCAUCUUUGAUAUCUCCAAAACUAUUAAAGCAAAUUCUGAGAAGCAAAAAUCUAAAUCUCAGACGUACCAGAACCAGUUUAAAAAAAAAAAAAAAAAGCCUGCUUACUCAGACAGGGAUGUAUGUUCUAAAACAUUAAAGAUAUAAACUGCUCCAAAUGUGUAUAUUGAUGGCUGUUUUAAUUCAUUCCAUUUCAUUACCAGGUGUACAGAGUGGUUAGUGUCUGCUUAGGAAGUCCUCCAGACACAUUCACUUGGGAGUUUCGAGACAAGGAGAAGAUCUUUCACAAGAUUGGACCAGUGACCCCGCAGGAAUUCUACAGGGAGCAUGUUAAACCUAUUUACAACAUGGAAGACAAGGCGAGUUGGUUCCACUAGCCUCACUAACAGUACUUUUAAUUUGCAAUAUGCCUGGCAAUAUGGGUGAAAUAUAGAUUUUUUUUAAAAAUUUUUAAAAAACCUAUUAUUGAAUGUUUCCUAAUUAACGAACCACAAGAAUUAUGAAUCUAUGUAUUAUUGAUCCAUAUAUUGUGACUUAUGUUGAGUUAGAGAAUCCUAGCUUUUGCCUUAUUUUUUUUUUUUAUUGUGUUGCAAUACAUGUGGCAUUGUUAGAACUAAUAUGGCUUGUUGUCACUUUAAAGAACAUCCAUUUCCAUCUGUACAUUGUUCAAGCCAAGUACUCAAACAAUAUCCUGUAAUUCCUGGUAUGCUUGUUAUAUUAUUGUGGAGAGAUGCCUACAUGUUAGAUGUAUAUAUCUUUUAAUAUCAUUUGCUGAUGAUUUCAAAGUUUAACUUAUUCAAACAAUAUGUGAUGGGUGGGUUCAGCUGAAGCAUCCAGGGUUGAAAUUUCUAGGAAUCAACUGCUGUAGACAUGGUUAUCUCUUUCCCACGCAAUAUCUUUAUUGUUGUUUUCGAUAGUGAUUAAGAGAGAAAAAAAACUUCAGUUUGCAGUUUCAAAAAGUUGUCUGUUUAAUAUCAGUGUGUGAAUGCAAUCAAAUAUGUGUCUCGGGAGGAUCAGCCAACUGUUUAUGCAUUAUAGAACCAGCGCAACAAAAUAACAAAGUAAAUUUAAUGUUAAAAAAUUGGUGGUGGGGGCACAACAUUGAAAGAACGUUCUAGAUAGUCACAGGCCAAUAUUAAAACCUUAAAUGGGCACUAAAGUCACCAGUUUGUGUAAACAUAGUUUUUUCAGAGAAAAUGCAGUGUUUACAUUACAGCCUAGGGAUACUUCAUCUGGCCACUCUUCAGAUGGCUACUAGAGGUGCUUCCUGGAGCAGUGCUGCCAUUUAGUGUCUCCACCCUCUGCGUGCAUCCACUGAACUUUCCUCAUAGAGAUGCACUGAUUCUUUACAUAAUAUAGAAAUAGAAGCAACUCUCUGUAACAAACUCCCCAGAUUUUCUACAUGUUACAGGUACAAGAUGAGGUCUGCCUACCUUUAACAUUUGUCAUGUGACACUGAUAAGAGCUGCAGUCAUAUGCAGCAAAAUUUGUCUCUUUCUCAGUCUUCCUGCCUACCUGGUCCUAGAUUUCCCCAGCAUGCAUCGCCACUUAAGGUAGAAACUACAUUAUACAGUAAAGGCUUUCUCCCUAUCUACUCUGUGCCUUGUUUUAUGAUAUGGAUGAGAGUACAGAUCUAGAUCAAUACGUUUUCUCAUUAUUUUGCCACCUUCCUGCACUUGUCAUGCUACAGUUUGUUACAGGAUGAAUCCACACCAAUCUGCCUGCCACACGUGUCACAUGAUGUACUGUAUGCAACAUGUCUCCUUUUAAUUGCAUGUUAAAUAUAUUUUGAUUUUUGCUUCCCUAAAUGUUUUCUAGUUUACAGUUUAAAACACCAUUAAGCUGGUAAAUAUUUUGUUGCUCCUAUAACAGGAUUAAAAAUCGAAAUGCAAUUUAAGACGUAAUCCAUUGAUUCCCGCACAUUUGUAUCUAUACAGAUAGCAUCCCUUCUUAUAACUGACAUUUGAUAAAAAUGUAGAGCUUAAAAGAGAGAAGAAACUUCCUUACAUCUAUCCAUCCAGUUCCCCUUUCCGGUUUCAGUAAAUGUAAUCAGUCUUCCUGCUUACCAGAUUAAAACAAUAUCCCACCCACCCAGUCACUUCCCAUUCAGCUGUUUGUUCAACAGUCUAUCUUGUAAGUCCAUCGCUCUGACCCAUGAAAAGUCCUGCAGGUUUGUCACGGAACAUGCUCUAUACAUUUUGAUGUCUCUCAAUUUCAACUUAAAUGGUGUGGCAUUGUUGCAAAGGAAACAGAACUAAAUGUAUGUAGUACUGCAUUGAAAAUCUACAUAUUGGCAUUCCUUUCUGCAUUCCAUUCCUUUCUCCAAAAUUUUAAUGGUGUUUGCAAAUGUAUUUAUUUUUUUAGUAGAGUAAACCUGCUUUGGCAAGGUUAAAGGUAGUUUUAUUUAAAGCCUACCUGUCUGAUAAUUUUUUGAUUUUUACACACAGUUCACACCGAAUGCAACAUGAAAACAAGUGUUAAAGGCACACUACCUGCUUUAAAUCUAGUUUACAAACAACUUCUUAAAAUAAAAACCCAAAUAAACUGAGGUGCCCCAAGUGCCCCUCUAGAGAAGCCUCCACUGCAGUAUUACUUCUCAAUGUAUUUGAGGCAGAGCAGUUCAUUACAAAAUGAGAUGGUCUAUUUUUCGACAUGGUCAGUUCUAGUAAAGCCUUUCACUUAGACAUGUGCAAUUUGUUUUGUUCCGAAUGUACAUUCGUACAAGUUUCAUGCCAUUCGGAUGCUUACGAAUGUCCGAAGUGUUGAAGUUCGGAAGCUCCAAAGUGCAGAAGUGAUUCGGAUUUCUGAAAAAUGGCAAAACAAGAGAAAGGGAGGGAAAAUUACGUGAGUGACGACUGGAAUCUUGACCAAUAAGCUAAUUCCUUUUCUGCAGUGUAAUGCUUGCUUGCCCAAUUAGGUUUCACUAUUCCCUGUCCAAUGAAAUGAGAUAGAAAUGUGCAAUUCAUUUCGUUCUGAAUGUACAUUCAUAUGAAUUUCAUGCCAUUCGGAUGCUUACGAAUAUCCGAAGCUCCGGAGUGACUACGUUUGGCAGUGCCAAACUGAACCGAAUGCUAUUGGUCCGAAUUGCCGAAGCAGACAAUUUUUUUUUACUUACCUGAAUUUGAGAACCAAACCCAAUUUUUUUUUUUUACUCAUGCACAUCCCUAAAUGGGUAAGUUAUGUCGUAAUAAAAAAUUACGAAUUGUGUUCAAGAUUUGCUAUAUUGUAACUAUGUUGUAAUGUUUCCUGAAAUAUCCUACUUAAUUAAUGUACUGUCUGUGGACAUGUACAAUGAUAUUGGUAAAAGACCCCGUUUAUAAGGACACCUAAAAAAAUCUUAAUUAAAUAACUGCCAGCCUGGAAGAGAAGGUCUUUGAAUAUUGCUUGAAAAUGGAAAACCUCUUUAUAAAUAAAAAAAUAUAUAUUUUACGUCAACAAUGCCUUGGUCCUGUACACUAAAAGUUCCUACUACCCACCUGGGUUUGUUUUAUGAGCAUCAUGGUCGGUAUAGCUUAAAGCACCUUUGACUGACUAGAAUCCUGAAAAAGGUUUUCAGACAUGGUGUGAAUAUAGCCCUAUAGCAAUGGCUUCUCAUCUUUGAAUAUUCACAAAAGAGAAACUUGUCCCAAAUUGUAAACAAAGCCAGAUCUCACAAUCUCAGUUGCUGGUAUGUCUAAUGCAAAAUGCAUUGAAAGUCUCCUGACCUCUUGAACCAGGUCCAUGUUAAUGACUAGUCCAACCUGGACCGUUCAGGAAAACAUGGGACUGCUUGGUAAAUGGUAUAUCCCAACCGGCUGACUUGGCAAAUUGAAAUGUUCUGUCAACUUUUAGCUGAACAAAGCUUAAAGGGACCCUCCACUUCCUAAAUUUACAAAAUCACUGUUUAGUAGAUAUAGACACAUAGAAACAUAGAAUGUGACAGCAGAUAAGAACCAUUCGGCCCAUCUAGUCUGCCCAAUAAUAUACCCCAAAUGAAAACUUUCAUGCAUUUAAUUAUGCAGUUUUUCAUUGGGGUUAUAUUUAAAAACAUUUUGCAGAAGCUGCAGAUCUAUUGUAUACAGAGCCUUUAGAAGCCCUCCCCUUCUUCCCCAUCCAGUCUUUCUGUGGCUGUCCAAUCACAGAUUUUUCAAAGGUGGUUCAAUGAAAAUUCUUUGCAAAGUAGGUACUUUCCGCAUUAAUCUCCACUGAACUUAAAUAUAAUGCAGUAACCGGACCAGUUGCCUCCUCGAAAGCCAGUGUUGGGGAGUGUAAUAAUUUCUAAAAGUUCCAAUUUAUAUUGACAUCUGCCUAAAAUUUAAAAAAUAGAACACACUCUUCACACCUAAAUCAUCUCCGCACGCUAAAGUGCUUUAGGGGUUUGGAGUAUCCUUUUAAGCAAGUAUGAACCACUUAAGCAUAUCCAGUGAAGCUGAUCAUGACUUCAACAUUGACAAAAAUACCCUGAACAGAAAAGUGUUUUGCUAAGUGGGGAAAAAAAAGUCAAUUUUCUAGCGCUUUGUUUCUUUUCAUGUUUUGUUUUUGGAGUUUUCUUUUUUUUUAUCCAAAGCAGGGGUAUACAUAAUAAAGGUGCAGACCUCAGCAUGUAAAUGUUAUAUACAGUUCUGUACUCAGGGUUGCUGAGGCUGAUUAUAACAGUUAAUUAUUUCCUUGCAGGUUUGCCUUGUGAAUGAUCCCAGACCACAGAAUGCCUUUGGAAAAUUGUACACUGUGCAAUACCUGGGAAAUAUGGUGGAAGGACGGAAAACCACAUACAAUAACCAGCCUAUUGAAACUCUAAAAAAGAUGGCUGCUUUGUCAAUUAAAGAUGGAGAGGUAAGUCCUACCCCAAAACCAUCAAAGCUUGCAGCAUGGGGAAAUACAUUUGUAGAGUCAAGUCUAUUUAGGAGUCAGUCUGUCACGUGUUACAGAUAUUCCAUACAUUGUGCUGGUGGAACUGCUAGAAAAUGUAUCUAUUAAGAGAACUGCAUUUGAAGCUGGCUUAUUGGUCUGUAGGAUGCACAUCCAACUACAUGUAUGUCACAGGUCUGAAAUGGAUUUCCUCUGUCUCUGUCCACCUGUUGAGUGUAAUUAUAGUUACAAUUUGACAGUUUGUAGAUUAAAACGGCACUAUAAACCCUCCCUCCUCCUCCAUUUAAAAAUGAGUAUUCCUUAAAGAUAGUAUUUCUACUCUGCCUGAUUUACUUAGACUCGUGUCAAUCCCUGAAGCUGUCAUCAGUGACUGCUGUGGGAAUUGGCUGUGUCUGCAGAGGGUCUCGCGCAAUCCCCCGUAGACCUCAAUGCUGUACUCUCGCUCAUGCACAAAAGUACAGCAGUGAUGUCAGCGCUGAAAAGGACCCUGCCAGAUCAAGAUGGCUGAGCCCUCGAGGGACAGUUUCAAGUAAUUAUACUCACUUUUACCUACCCCCACCUUGGCCACUGGACCACCAGCAUCAAUGUCACCGUUAGGGGACUUUGCAAAUUUGCCAGGGUCCCCAAGCGGUGACAGUGCCGCUUUAAAAUGUUCAUAUAUUGUGAAAAUAGUAAUUCAGUCUCUUGAGUGAUUCCUUUUUACUGCUUUAAAAGGAUAAAACCCACAUGCACAAGCAGAUAGACAGACUCCUCUAACAGCUUCAGUUUUGUUGGAAAUAUAUAUUUAUAUAUUUUGAUGACUAGCGUGUAAUUUUUGUAAUCAUUUGAGGAGGAAUCCUGAUGAACUCUGUCAGUGUUUAUGGCUAUGUUGCUUAGAUUGUCCUGGCACCAUCGCCCGUUUUGUUUUUUUAUUUUGUUUUUUUGCGUGCAUAAGGUUUACAGACAUGCAGGUAAUGCCACAAUAGCAGGUACCGACAACUUGUAUCUAACAUAUAUAUGGCAUAGGUUGAAUCAGCACAAUUUUUAAAUUAAAACAUUCAGGCUUAGCGAAAGGCAAAACUGUUGGUUUGACAUCAAGUUGGAAGACAGUAAUAUAAGCCAACAAUAGGAUUAAAUCUGCAGCGUUUAUACUAGCAUAUUAAUGAGGCAGCGGCAUGGAAACUUGCACUUUAGCAUCCAAAAACAGGCUUAGACUUUUCGGUAUGUCACAUAGUUAAGAAAGUAUGUUGCAAGAGCAAUGAUGCAUGCGUGUGUGCAAGUUUAAAUGAGUAGGCUUGAAGUAUGUAUAUUUGCGAUAUGUAUACCUUCGUGGGCCCCGUGCGAGCAUGCAUAUCUGCCUUUAAUGUAGGAACAGGUAGGUAUUAUCCCACUGUGUUUUGUCAGGGUGGGAGUGAAGGACAUGGGGGUAUAGGUUAUGGCUCGGUAAGGUAGGGGAGGCAAGCGUUAUGUAAGGGAGCACAUGCAUAACACCAUUGCCUGUUUUAAUGGUAAACCAUUUAGAAAGAGUUAAGCAUAAACCGGAGCUUUUUUUGCCACCAACUUGGAUAACAUUGAUUGGUUAAGAGUGUUAAAGGCUUGAUAGCCAAUAACUUUAGCCAAUGAGUGCAGUCCAAGUUGGAUGGGGGAACAAUGCCAAGUCACUCUAGGUAACACAGCCUUUUCAGUGAGGUGUUGUGGUUACAUUGCCUAGUGUGCCCUUUAAAAGACACUCUUCAAACAUAAAAUGAAUGAAUCAUUCAAUAAAUGACAGCAUGUCUUCGUGGAGCAGCCAGAGCUAGAUAAACAGGAUAUUCUAUGCGGGCGUAAGUUAUUUAGAAACCAGAUUGUAAUGAAAGCAGUGUCUAAUGCCUAGUCCUUAUGGGGUUAAGCAUAUGUCAAUUUCUCCAUAUAGUUGAGUUUAGAACCUUCAUCAAUUGCACUUAUUUUGUGCAUCAUAUGCAGUUGAUAUGACCGAGAAUGGUGUAUAAUACUGAGCUUAUAAACCAAACAAACCCAAGUUGUGUAUUUUCUAUGUCACUUGCCUGCAUGAUCCAACAGUGUAUGCGAAGGCAUUUUUCUUCAUGACAAAUUUCACUUUAAGGAUCUAAACUGUAUAAUCUCUACUAAUCCCCUUGUGUUUAGCAUUCUGGUUAAAUAUUGUCAUUCCCCAUGCUUGUUGUAAUCUGGUGAUAACAAAUGGUUUUGCUUUUGUAAUCAUUACAUCAUUAUUUCCGCUUGUGACUGUGUAAGUAAGCAAGCAGACCAGAGAUCGAAAUAAAGAAACAAAUCUGUGAUCAAUACGCCUAGUGAAGGGAUUUAAACUAUGCCUUGCAUUUGCCAUCAUGUUGCUCAAUGUCGAUAUCCAACGUGACUCAAUUCAUAGUAUCAAUAGAUUAUUUUCAUUACUUUGUUUACCUUUAACAUCCUUAAGCGGCACUGUAAACCCCCCUACAAAAUGAGUAUUUCAUAUCGAAGUAUAAAAAUUAAAUACUCACAUUGAAAUUUCAACCCAGUCGAAGGGACUACUUUUGUCUUAGUAUUUUUCCUGUGCUUUACAAUAAGGCAGAGCUACCUUUUGUUAAGUCCCCAGCAGUCACUAGUAGAAAAUGGGGGCGGGGGGGAGGCUUAGUCUGUGGAGUAUCACAAAGGACUCUCCAUAGUUCUCGGUGUUGUACACUCACACAAAUGCGAGAGUACAAAACUAAUGUGGGCACCUGGCAGCUGAAGAGGACAAGCAGGAAGAGCAUGCUGGUGGCGCAAGGGACAAGUUCAGGUAAGUAUGACCCACCUUUCCGUGCACCCCGUGGAAACCAGACAACCCAACAGCUGAGUCACUGCCUGGAAUCUUGGCAAUUUAUGCAAAGUACCCAGAUAGAGCCGCUUUAAAGAGAAACUCUAAGCACAAUGACGCUUAUAGCCUGCUGUACAGUUUAUGGUUUAAGGAGAACCAUCCCAGGCUUCAAGUCAAACUGUUUUUGAAUGGUUGGACACUUAACUUGGUGCCCACAGUACUUCUGCUCCUCUUAAAAGUGAAAGUUCUCAUUCUGCUUUAGCUGUAUCAGUUUUAUGUAACUUUUUAUUUCAUGCAUUCAUUGUCAGUUGACACUGUCAGACCGUGAAUGAAAUGUAAUAAUUCUGAAUGAGAAUGUUUGUUUACUUUAAUUAUAUUGACGAGACUAGAACCACUGUGGACAGGUAAGCAUCAGACUAUUCAAAAAAAAAUUUUGAACACAGUGUUUGCCUCUCUGUUUGCUUACUCUCUGAUGAUUUUUGUAGACAACUCUACACACCUGAAAACCAUAACAGGACACUUACAGUGAAAUACAGUGUAAAGUUUAUGGGGCAAAAAGGCUCUUUGUCUGUCUUCAUCCUUGCACUAUUGCUCAUUAGUACAAUGAUUUGACUUCAUACAGAGAAAGGGCUCUUAUAGUUGCUGUGAUAAAUUUUAAUUUGAGUCAUUCUUACUUUCUCCUCCAUCAUCUGUAUCCAUCCAGCUUGCUUAUGUGUGUUCCUGCAUGUCGUUUCUGUCUCUGAGCAAGCCCAAACAUCCACUCCUCACAUUUACGUUUGGCAGCUCAGGAGAAUGCUGUACUCAGCCCGUUCACAAAACUGUGUGUGACUGUCACAUUACACGGUCUGCUUUCAUGGUCAGCGUAUUCAGCCGUUUCACUAAUCCAAUAUGAUAACUGCAUACAUUGUAUAGGCUGCAUAUAUAACAUUCUUCUAUUCACAUCUUAUAAUACAUUACGAAUUAGAGAUUCUUCCAGCCUGGAGUGUCAGUGGAAUUAUUACUAUUGUUCCUUGUGCUCUUCUCUAGGAGACAAAACAAACUUUGUUUUUAGAUUGUUCUCAUAAUGUGUGCUGAUCAUCUGACAAUAAAAUUCAUAUCUCAUUAAACUGUCUGUGAUUUCAUACAUGUGCACGUUUCUGGAAUGCUUAAUAACAAUUUUUUUCCCAAUCUUGUAGGCGGUGUGGUUUGGCUGUGAUGUUGGUAAACAUUUCCAUGGAAAGCUAGGCAUCAACGAUAUGAAUAUGUAAGUAGGGGUAAUUGAAAGAGUUUGUUUUGUUAGCAUGUGAUAUGAUAGACCUUAACAUAUAUACAUUUAUUUUUACAAUUGUAUAAUGCUCUUCGUAAAGACCCUUGACAAACAUUAGUGAUAAUAUGCAAGCCAACAAUGAGAAUAAUAAAGAAUAAAUCAUGAAAAGCAUUUGUGAAUUUCUUUACUCCACUCCCCUUAUAAUUUAUGUUAAUUUGAGCAGGGGACGUCUGCACCUUCUGUUACUGCACGUCCAACUUGUCUUGUUGCAACUACUUGUUUGCUAGUCCACUUGUUGUACAGCGCUGCAGAAUUUGUUAGUGCUUUAUAAAUAAUAAUAAUUGUUGGGUUUGCAGGAGAUUAGAAAUUAUUGAGAGAUAAGGCCGGUUGAAUGUUACAAAUACGUCUGAAGCUGAUAAAUUUGUUUUUAUCCAGUACUAGAGGAUUUAGCAAGAGAUAGUGCUAAAUUGGGAAAAGGAGGUAAUUUCUCGUACAUUAGAAUUUACGGGCUUAAUUUUUUUUUUUUUGCCCUUUUUCAGUUUUGACCAUGAACUGGUGUUCGGCUUAUCUGUCAAGAACAUGAACAAAGCAGAGAGGCUCAUUUUUGGCGAUUCGCUAAUGACCCACGCCAUGGCGCUCACUGCAGUCACAGAGAAGGUAAAACUGAGAUUUUGUACAAAUGUAUUAAUAUUUUUAACACUGUUGCCUGCUACCCCAAAGUAAAAUGUAGUAUUCUAAACUCCACUAAUUAGUGUAUGACCUAAAAAUUACUCAAUUCAUGUCACUUACUUUCAGCUGCUUGUAUUCAAAAACACGUUGUUUAUAAUCUAGAACCCAGAUUUAUUUACACACAUUUAGAUUAAUGAAUUUGACUGUAAGGUCUAAGGUAAUCCGUAAAUAGUUCACAAACUAUAUUGAAGCCCAAUGUAUCUUCUUUUGGAUAUUUACUGCCUCUAAACUACCACUCUUGCAUCGGUAAUUAUAUUCAACAGUUUGUUUACCAUAGGUUUCUCUGUCAUGCGAAUCUUAUUCUUUUGUUACAGGUUUCUAAAUGUACUUCUUUUUAAAACCUGUCGGUAAAAAAAAAGUAAUAAUUUUGCCCCUCUAAGUAAAGCUUGAGGAACAAUAGAAAAUUUGCAAACUUGACCCAAUAAGCCCUGUAAAAAAAACAUGUGUCCAUCUAUACCAUAAAGGAUCACUAUAGAGUCAGGAACACAAACAUGUAUUCUGACCCUAUAGGGUUAAAACCACCAUCUAGCCCCCCUGGGUCCCUCAUGCCUCCAUAAAUAUAGCAAAAUCUUACUGUAUUCAAGCCUGAAGCUGUAACUCUGCAUGCUGUUUGCCCAAAAAAAAAACAGUCUGCUGACAUCAUCAGAAGUGGUAGUCUGAUCCAAUCACAAUGCUUCCCCAUAGGAUUGGUUGAGACUGACAAGGAGACAGAUCAGGGGCAGAGCCAGCAUGAUUCAAACACAGCCCUGGCCAAUCAGCAUCUCCUCAUAGAGAUGAAUUGAAUCAAUGUAUCACUAUGAGGAAAGUUCAGUGUCUGCAUGCAGAGGGAGGAGAUACUGAAUGUCUGGAUGCAUUUUAAGCAGCCAUGACCCAGGAAGGAUCUCUAACAGCCAUCCGAGGAGUGACCAGUGAAGUUAUCACUAGGCUGUAAUGUAAACACUGCAGUUUCUCUGAAAAGACAAUGUUUACAGCAAAAAGCCUGAAGGUGAUGAUUCUACUCACCAGAACAAAUUCAAUAAGCUGUAGUUGUUCUGGUGACUAUAGUGUCCCUUCAAUAUACUGCAUACAGAACAAAGAUAUUAGUCUUUUAUUUUAUAGACCUUCUCCUCACUCACCACUCAAGAUGGCACUGAACAUCUCUUGCAUGAAAGUGGGUCUGAAGCCACUUUUUUUGUCUCAUAGUCCCCCUUCGAUGGUAUUGCAUUGUUUUUUUUUCAAAGGCCAUUCACAAUUUUUCCAAUUUCUCUAGAGCACCAGUUCAGAUUUCUUUCUGUAGUCUUUUGUCCCUGUAUUACUUAGUUUGUUCAACUUCUUUUAUUCUUAUUAUAAUUCUGCCAAAAAUAAAUGGGGGUGAGGGGGUGUGUAACAUUUGAAUUUUCAAUCACAUUUAUCAUUUUAAAUGAUAUUACUGCUCACCCUGCUUUUCGACUAAUGUUUUUUGUCUGUACCUAAAUUCAAAGCUGAAUUUCUAUUAAAUUUAAAAAUUUAAAUGAAAAAUAUAAAUGCUUAUAUUUAAAAAAAAAAAAGAGUGCUAUGCCUUCUUUUCCUUUUUAUGUGAAGUGUCUCUGCAAUUUUGUGUAUGUACAUUUGAUGCGUUUUGUUGCAGCAGUAGCUGUAGCCACUUCUGUGCUUCUCUUGCGCCUGGUAGACCGGGAAAGUACCAAACACAAAUGGCAAAGGAACAGUCCCAUAGACAGACACUGUAUCUCACUGAAAAGAAAAUAAUUCUCUCUACACAAAUUCAGUUUUAACCCUUUCACCCCUCGAGAGGCUCCAAGAAAUAGCUUCACAUAGGGUGGAUUCAGCAUAUAACAUCACUAGUAAAAGGAGUGCUAUACUUUUAAACUCUGUUUUGAAUUGGUCCAGACAAUACAGAAUAAAAAGCUUAUUUGUCUCUUGAACCUGACUUAGUUUUUUUUUCUUUGUCUUUGUUGCUCUUACUAAUCCCAGUCCUGCGACCCUCAAUAUCUUUCUUUCUUUUUAUUUUUAAUUCUAAGCAGCUCAACUGCUCCAGCUGCCACCUCGGUAACUCCCUCCAGAGAGCCUUGUCUGGCACGCAGGCCCCUAUUUACUCAACAAUCUGUGAGCAACAAGAAAUUAUCCCUAAAAUCGUUUUACGAAAUACUGACCUAAUGAUUGUUUUGUACUGCCAAGGUCUUGGGAGUUUGGUUCAUUAAAUUCAAAUAAUGUUCUCUGACCUCCUGGUUUGGAUUUUUAUCCCCAUGAUAAUUUCAGAAUUUGUGGGUUUUUUUUGCUGAGGUUCUUAUCUGGAUUAAAUGAGGGAAAAAUGUAACAAUGAAAAGCUUGGAAUUUGCGUUGUCCCAUUAGGGUCAGUGACGGCCUUGAAACCCACAGCUGUAUUUGAGCGUUAUUGAAAUCUUGCCUGUUCUGUUGGUGUAGGAUUAACUUGUAAUUCUGCCUUUUUAGCUUGGAACAUUGCCUAAUAACAUCAAAGGCAGUUAAUUAGCAGCUGCAAAAACUUAAAGGGGACAAUUUAUCCUGUAACAUGUUCUUCCUGUCUUGGGGUCCUGUGUGGGUCAAUUUUCUAAGUACAGGCAGUUAGUGCCUUCUAAAAGUUACUGUGCAAACUAUGAAAUUCCUUGGAGUUCAGUAGCACAUAGAGUCUACAUUGUAUUUGUCUAAUUUACAUGUUAAAAUGUAAAUUAAAAUAUCUACUUAAAUUCUUCUGGCAUCGCAUAUCACACAUAUUACAGACUAAUGACGUCUUGAGUGGAAGUAUUGAUAAAUAUUACAAGCUAUUAACAGAGCAGGAGAUAAGAAAUUCUAAAUUAGACAGUAAUUUCAAUAAAGUGUAAAUAUUAGAUCUCACUUACAGGAAGUGUUUAUGAAGGCUGUGAAAGUCACAUGCAGAGAGGUGUGACAUACACAAUGUGAUUUAACUCCUAAAUGGCAGAGAAAUGAGCAGUGAGACUCCAGGGGCAUGAUCUAUACAUCAAAACUGCUUCAUUAAGCUAAAGUUUUUUGGUGACUAUAGUGUUCCUUUCAUGAUUUAAUUAAUAAAUACUUUUGUCCCGAUAAAUCUGUAUGUCCUUAUCUGGCAGUUGUGUUUGCCCUUCACCCCUCUACCCAAGAAUCCUAUAUAUCCUGAUAUGAAAUAUAGCAGACUUCUCAACUCUCCCGGACGUUCCGGGAGUCUCCCAUAUUUUAAUAGCGGCUCCCGGACGCCUGGGAGUUCUAUAUAAUAUCCCGGUAACCGACUUUUUUUUUUAUUUUUUAUUUUUUUUAAACUCUCUUACUAUAAAAAAAACAUUACCAGGAUAUUGCGCUGCGGCAGCUCCAUAAGGAAACCGCACGCACUAUCUAAUGAGGGUGCUCCUCCCCCUCGUGUUCUGCAUGGGAGCGUCGGGGGUCACAUGACGAACCGGUGCUCAGUCGAACAGCGCACUGCCAGAGAAAGGACACCCAACAGGUACCGGACUUCAAAAAGCCCCCUCCACUGCUAUGACGGGUAAAACAGCAGGGAGGGGGGCUCGAAUCUUUGUAUGCAGAGUGGGUGUUGUGGGAGGUUGAUGAUUACUGCUUGUGCAGGAGGGAGGCUCAUGGGAAGUAAGGAAGGGGGGGGAGAAUUGGGAGAACAUAUGAGGUUCUGGGAGAUAUUGGGGAAAGAUAUAUGAGUGGCUGGGAGAUAUUGGGGAAAGAUAUGAUUGGCUGGGAGAAUCGGGGGAACCUAUAAGGGGCUGGGAGAACUGGCGGGAAAUAUGAGGGGCUGGAGAUAUUAGGGAAAGAUAUGAGGGGAUUGGAGAUGUUGGGGAAGAUAUGAGGGAGUGGGAGAUAUUGGGGAAGGUAUGGGGGUAGGGAGAUAUUGGGGAAGGUAUGGGGGGUGGGAGAUAUUGGGGGAAGGUAUGAGGAGGUGGGAGAUAUUGGGGGAAGUUAUGAGGGGGUGGGAGAUUUUGGGGGAAGGUAUGAGGGGCUGGGAGAUAUUGGUGCCCUUAUCCCUCCCUCUACAGCAUCUAUCACCUCACUUUCUGCUCUUAUCCCUUACUACAGCCCAUAUUCCCUGACUACAGUCCGUACCCCACACUUCAGGCACUAUACCCCAAUUACAGCCCCUUCCCCGCAAUUGCAACGAGCCACUUCAGUCCGCAAGUCCCUUACUGCAUAUCUUAUCCUGCACUACAUUUCCUCACCCCGCUUCCAAAUUACAGCCCAUACCCUCCACUACAGCUUCUGUGCCCCACUACAUCCCGUAUCACCCACUACACCCCAGUACCAGUGCCCCUCCCGAGAUUGCGAGGAGGAGGGGAAGACAGUAGCUAAAAAGGAGUUUGCAUUUAGGGAUGUCUGAAUAUAGAAUGAUUUAUUUAGUUUUGAAAUGCAGGAUAUACUGAAUAACAAUUAUCAAUAUAAACAUUAUUGAUAAUAGGUUAUAGAUCUAAGACAGAGGACUGACUGAAAAAAGGAACUCUAUUUCUUUUAGAAAAAGUAAAAUUGCAAAUUACUUCAAUGUGUGGCUUUGUGUUCCUUUGAAUCAGCAGCAGAAACUGGGAUGUGCGAAAGGUUGAGCUUUGUGGAUUUAAAUAUUUUUUAUUUAUUUUUUUAAAGUGUUACUACUGCUAUGUAACCCACUUUACUACAUAAAUUUAUUUCUCAUGGAAUUCUUACAUUUGAUCUCUUUAUUGCCUGCUUAUCACAAUAAGAACUGAGUGAUUUCUGUCACAAGUGUGAGACACAAUCGCUAGAAGUGUAUUCACUGUAACUUCAGAGAAUGCCCUUAGUUGAUAUGCCGGAGAGCAGGAGAACCGUUUGUUGGAGGGUUCUUCUGCUUUCCUCUGUUAUUCAAUUCUUGGCAUACACGGCUACGAAGUGGGGUAACUAACUUUCAAAAUAGAUUGGUAGCACAAUGUAUAGAUAUCUGCUGUGUUUGUUUUAUGCUUUUUAUUAGAGCAUUUAUUAGUGUACUCAUAUCUGGUACAGUUUAUAAAUUUUGCUGUACAGAUGGUCUUCACACAUAACACGUUAUUCUGAAGAUCUUGAAAGUAACAUUUAUUCAGUAUUGUAAACUUUUUUUAAUUUUUAUUUUUACUUGUGAAAUAUCUUUCAUUUUAUACUUUAUUCAUUUGCAGGGUGAUCAAGAAGGAGAGUAUGAGAAAUGGCGAGUGGAAAAUUCCUGGGGAGAUGAUCGUGGUAAUAAAGGUAGGAUGAGAGAGUGCUUUUAAAAUGUCAGAUUCAACCAUUGGGUUUACGGCAACCAAAAAAUAUAAACCUCAUACAAAUCUACAAAUUUUAAGGGGAUCCGUCAAGGAUUCCAUAUGUACAUAAUAUUUCCAUGUUGUGACCGUGCAAAACUAGUCUUGCAUGUUGUUCCCCAUGUGAUUCUACAUACUACCCAGUUGAAAUCUUGUUUUUGAUAUGGAGGUGUUCAGUGGGACAAACGGUCCAUUUUGCAGCGUGGACCAGCUCAUUAUCCCACUGCUAGCUAUGUGCUAGUGUAUGUAUCACUGUGCAUAGGAACAACUACAUGCCAGCCAGUGUUGUGUAGUGUGUGGGUAUGCCAGCUGUUUAAAUCUGCCUCAUAAAGAAUAACAAUGAUCUGAAAUAUGUUCUGAUGUCCUUGUAUUUGCUUUUAAUCUUUGCCUGUAAUGUUCUAUUUCUCUCUUUUAUGAAAAGCAUUGAUCAUUUCUUUCCUGACCUCUAUGAAACAGUUUGAACCAAAACUCUUUUUUCUUCCAUUAAAUACAUGAACCAUCUUAUUGCUCUCAUUGGUUAGACUGUAGCUUGAUAUGGUACUUUACCCUAAGUCCGUUAGUAGAACACGCUUUAAUGAUACUUUACAGAUUGCAGGUCCCUUGUUGGCAACUUGUGUAUAUUCUUGGUGUGAUGCUGAAAUGCCAUGAUUUGAUUAAACAAGGGAUGUAUGUUUCCUUUUACAAGACCUAUUAGACUCCCGUUACACAGUUCACAAGGGUUUGCCUUCUUGUGGAUUAUCUAAGUGUAAAUAUAGGAUGGGUAUCUUUAUCGUUUAAUAUAGCAUGAAUUGAGGCUGAUGUUAAUCUACUGUCCUAUGUAAGUUUAUAUAGCUAUGUAACAUGAUGCGUUUGACAUUUAAGCUGGUUAGUGCUUUUGACUGCAGCAUAUGUGGAGCUGGGGGGAUAUUUUCAUUUACAGAGAAGCUCUUGCUGUGCUUUGCUAGUGCAGAUGCUUGCUAUUCGGAGAGGUAGAAUGUGCAGGGCAGUGUGGGAAUUGAAAUUGUAAGAUCUCUUGUUCUGAUUUUUAUUCUUAGGAUACAUUUCAAUCAUCACCAAGUUCCCCCCAAAAUCUCAGCAUUCACAAGCUCUCCCUUUAAUUGCCGGUUGUUAUUAGAUUCUGUCUAGUGUAGACCUUGGCAAAGCUCCAGGAAGAUUAGGGUCACAAGGCUUCAGAGCUAAUGAUUCAUUUUUUUUUCUUUUAAGCAUACAUACAUAAAAAAAAAAAAAAUAGUAUUACUUUUUACUUUUUUAGUGUGCUCUAUGGUUUUGCCAGAUCCUGUAUUUUAAAACAUGUGCUCAUGGUUAGAUGGUCCUGCCAAGAAGAGUUUGUUUUUACCUACACAUGUAUAAUUUAACCUUUUAAGUGCCAGAAAAAUACAGAACACUGCCACCUCUCCUCUAUUCUGGUGGUGCAGAGAUUAGUUUUACAUAUUUAUAUGGACAUCACUGCGGCGUGGGAUCUGCGUGUUAGUGGGAUUCUGCUAGUUGGAAUAUGCACCAAUUAUUAGCAGGGCCCCAAACAGCUGCCCACAAUAGAUUGUUUACUGCAGCAGCAAUGUAUUCCCCAGUGCAGGGGAGAGCCCUUUUGACACUGGGAAAAUCUAGAAUCUAAUGACGUUAUUAUUCAGAAUUUUAUUUUACUCUUUUUUUUUUUUUUUUUUUAUUAUUAUUACAAUUGAAUGUCCAUAACCUAAUUUGCCAAUUGAAUAAUGGGUUUUAAAGCUAAAGCAGCAAUGUUCAUAAUUUGGUUACUGACCAAGAAAAAAAAUGCAGAAAGACACAUUUUUAUAGAAAUGGCCUCUCUUUAAGGUAAAUCAUGUUUUUGAUUUUUCCUGCUAAAAGUUUAUUGCCAAAUAAAAUUUUGUAAUUUCAACAUAUACAUAGUAUAUAUUAAUAUAUGUUAAUGUUUAGUUAUUCCAAAUAUUAAUAUUUUUCUUUUUCCACCUGGAAAUAGAAGGUUAUCAGCUCACAUAAAUAUUAUUCAAAUAGCCUAUAUAUUAUUACAUAGGCUAUUCAACAACAACCUUCAACAAAAAUGAUAAAAACCAAGAGGAAGAGCUAUUUUAAGAAAAGGGAAACUGAAAUGUUUAUUUUUAAUGUGGUUAAUUCAUCCACAAAAUGUGCGGAAGAAAAAGGAAAUUGCAACAGUGAGCGCUAUGGCUCGGUCACAGGACCAGGAUACAAGGGCCCUCUUGAGUCGAGAUUAGCGGUCACUUGAUGGGUGGCUUGAAAGUAGAGUAAAGGGCAAAUGUUUAUAUAUUUAAAAAAAAAUUAAAUCCCAACCUUCCCAUUGACUUCUGUUAGUUAUGAAACUGGUAUUACAUGAAUUCGUACAUCAGCAUUACUACACAUGGGGAGCCAGUUUGUACACCGGGAUUUCCAUAUGCCCCUCUUCUGUUUUUAACUUUAUUUUUCUAGACGGAAUGGAAUUCCUUCACUACAUAAACAACUGGAGGGCUGGGUUUUAUGGGGUAGUUUUAGGCUCCAUUGAAAAGAAUGAGCGCCCUAGUGAGCUAAGUCACUUCAUGAUUGUCGCAUUGUCCUCUUCCUGGUGUGUGCAGAGAUCUCUGCAAACACUGGAAAUCCAGCAAAUGUAGAAACGGACGAUCAAAGCAACACAUGCCUCGUGCAAUUUAUUUGUCUAUUUGCUCUUAAACCCCAUCCAUUCUACACUUCCCUCUCAACCUGCAGUGUUUACCUUUAGUCUCCAGUAAUAUCACUGUGCAUGAAGUAAGCAGUACACUGCUUUCUGUAAUAGAAGGCUGUAUCUUGAGCUGUAACACCCAGAAACUCCUGCUGGCACUAUAAAGCAUAACUUAUGGGAUUUAGCUCAGCAAUGCCAUAGACAUUUAAGUGAGUGUUAUGAUUGGCUUAAUCACCUUAUUUGGCAAAAAUUACAUCAUAAACUGCAACCAAUGCAGGAACAUUAAAGAUAAGAAUUUGUAAUUGUUUUUAGUGUAUUAUCUAUACAUUAUAUAGAUAAUAUACAUAUAUACAUUGUAUAGAUGUUCCUUCAAAUGUAUAUUUUUAUUUGAAAAUAUUUUUUUAUUUUAUAUAUAUAUACACACAUAUUAAAUGUUAUUUUAAAAUAGCAUAUUUUAUUUAAUUUUUUAUGUAUUUGCAAUAGUCUCUUUUUUUUUUUCUCGUAUGACUGUCUUUUUUUUUAUUAGUAUUUUUUAAUGAGGGGAAAAUUGUGACCAUAGAGUGUGAGUUAUGGAAGAACCUUGGGCAAGAGAGGAAGCAUUUACAUAGGCAAUACACCUUUUCUUUUACAUCAUGUAUGCUGUAUUUAGUUUCGAGUAACUGGUCUGUUGGCAGUGUAAGUGCAGUUUUCGGUGUGCUGUUUACUUCACCAGGGCUUCCAACCCAGGAGAAACACACAUUGUUAUGAAAAUAAUAAAGUUCACCAGGAAUUUUGGGUGGUAUUCCAAAAGGAAACGGAGAGGGCAAGAAAGCACGCAGUACAAUGGUAGGCAUUUUGCCUAUCUCAGGAAUAUAUCUCUUUUGAUUAUGAAUGACAUGAAGAAAAAAAAUGUGUUUUCUUUCUCUGUAAUUGGAGAGACAUGUUGCGUUAAAUCAUUCUGACUUUGGUCUCGUUGGAAAUUGAAGUUUUGCUUUGUUCCCUUGAAGAUCCAGACUGCACAUUUUGUGGCAAUUCUACAACACACACUAUGUAAAUUAUUAUCCCUAGUGUGAGACUUAAAAGGCGCAGAUGUCUUCCUGGCAUAUAUAGCAUGUCCGCCUGUUUAUUGCUGUUAAGCAUGUGGUUUAUAGCUUCGAGUCCAAAGCUAUGCAUGCAUUGAUAGUGUAUAUAUAAAAUAAUAUUAUUAUAACAUGAUAAGUCUUCCUACAAAAAAAGCCAAUAACUUAAAAGAACUGUGAUUGUAAAAAAAAAAAAACAAAGCUCCAUCUAACUUUAUGCUUUUUGUGUUUUCUCCAGGGUACCUCCUGAUGACAGAUGAGUGGUUCUCUGAAUAUGUCUAUGAGGUAGUGGUGGACAAGAAGCACAUUCCUGAAGAAGUGUUGGAGAUUCUGAAGCAGGAACCUAUUGUCCUACCAGCCUGGGACCCAAUGGGGGCUUUAGCUUAGUGAACAAAUGACACCAUUCUUUCCUACUGCCCCUCCACCUUUUAGACUAAAUUGUCCUCUUCCUGUCACAUUGAAGCUCUGGAAUAAUACAGAAUGCCUGCAUGUUUUUACACAAGAAAACAAUGGGAUGGUCAGAUGGACACACCAAUACCUCUCCUCGUCAGAACUACAACUCGGAGAGGGUCCUCCUACUUUUUUUUUCAUAUAUUAUUAUUAUUAUUAAAUGUUUUCCUUGUCUUUUUCAAAAAAGAGAUAAUGUAUUCUGUUAAUUGUUCUUACUUUGCCCUGCUUGCUUUUUUGGCAUAUGAACUGUAGUAGUUAUCUGUUUAUCAUUUGUUCCUUUUCUUCCUAUUGUUCUGGAGAGUUUAAAUGACCAGUGGACACUGGGGCAUGUUCAAAUUCCUGGAGCAAAAUUAUCUUUGUAGUUUGUAUUUUUUUUUUACCUUCAAUAGUUAACUACCAAGUCUACAACUGCCACAGGUUUGGUCCAUGAUACUCAACUAGCCAAAAAAAAUAGAUAAUGUAACAUUGAAGUUGCAACUCAAGAAAGCAGUAGUGCAGGAGAUUACUGACACAUGGUCUUCACUCCAAAAGGUUUAUUUUAAAGGCCAAAAGAACCACUGUGGGUAAGGAAUACAUUCAAAAGCAGGGCUCAAAAUUUCCACCUACCACUAGCUACUAGCGAAAAGAGACUGACUCCUGGUGGAUAUACUAUGACUUGCAGUGGCCAGUAACUUUUAAGACCUAGCUAGAAGCAUAGUUAUUCAAAUAAUCCCUGUUAUGUAUAUCAUCGCUAAAAUAUGAAAAAUCAAAGUGCGGUACUAAUCUACCCUUUAGUCAAACAUGCCAGCUAUGUUUUCCUACUUAAAUAAUCAUGUGAGAGAAUAGGUGACUCCUUGAACAGAUUAUAUGUCAUUACAAUUUAUCUGCAAGUUCACCUGGAUAUAUUGCAUAUUGGAACUAUUGUACUGCUGCUAGCUUAUAAUUUUAUGUCUUAGAUUCUUUUUGCUGUGCUGAUUCAGUGUUUCAUUGUACAUUUCUGGAUCGCACUUUUAUUCUUCCAUGAUCCAUUGCACCUCUUUUGCUGAAGUGCAUAGGUUCCCCUCUCUUACUGGUAUAAUCAGGGCAUUUUAUAGACUUACAAUGGAAUCAUGUGUUUUUACAUGCCUCUUAUGAAUUAUUUUAGUGUUAAAGUGCCCUUCGUAUUAGACUUUUUCUUUGCACCUUAUUUUAGAAGGUCAGAGACCUCACGUGAGCAUUAAAAGAACACUAUACUCACCAAAACAACUUUAGCUUAAUGAGGCAGUAUUGGUGUAUAGAUCAGGCCCCCGCAAUUUCACUGCUCAAUUCAAUGCUAUUUAUGAGUUAAAUCACUUUUGUUUCUGUUUAUGCAGCCAUAGCCACACCUCCCUUGGCUGCGACUGACACAGCCUGCAUGAAAAAAAAGUAAAUUAGAUGUAACUUACAUUAAAAGUUAUCUCCUGUAAAUUGUACUUUAAUUACAUACAGGUACUCCUGCAGGAUUUAGCAAGCUAUUAACAGAGCUGAAGAUAAGAAAUCCUAAAUUAAACAGAAUUUGCAAUAAAGGAAGUAUAAACAUUAGAGGACUCUUUACAGAAAGUGUGUAGUAAGGCUGGAUAAGUCACAGGGAGGCUUGACUAGGGCUGCAUAAAUAAAGUGUUUUAACUCCUAAAUGGCAGAGAAUGGAGCAGUGAGACUGCAGUUACAUUAUCUGUACAUCAAAACAGCUUUAUUAAGCUAAUGUGACUAUGACUAUAGUGUCCUUUUAAUGAAGGUCGAAUGAAACAAAGUUAACCUUUAGUAUUUUUUUUUUUUUUUUAUUCCAAAAUGAUCUGCUCCACAUCUGAGAUUAAAAUGUAUGAAGUGAUAAUUAGAUGAAAACAUACCGACCAAAAAUCCUUUUUCUAAUUUGGUGCUCUACUUCAGUGCCUAUGCUUCCAAAGAUCACAGCAUUAUAUCAUUGUUAAUUGUUCUUUUGGCUGAGCAAGACUAUUAUGGCCCAUGCAAGUGAGCGUUCACAGUGCUUGCACAUCGACAACCCAGCAUGGUUGGCGGACCUGUAUCUCUGCCCGUAAAUAGCAUUAUUGGAACCCUUCCAGUCUCUAGGUCUGCCAGCUCCUGCUCCAGUUUUAUAAUGUUGAGAGAAAUUUAAAAAUUUUAAUGAAUUGGAGAACCCUGUGAAAUUACAGUAGAAUUGUAAUAUCCAAGCCACUCCAAGCAUCCAUCGCUUAUUAUUAUAAUUUUUUAUGAUUUCUAUCUAAAUGGUGCUUUUGAGAUUUUUAAUAAAAAAAAUCAUUCAUUCACAAUGGAUUAUUUGUGUUUUUUUAUAUUGUACUGGUAUAUGAAUGACAUUUUCUUGAAUAAAUAAAAUGUUUGAUUGGUG
Molecule: messenger RNA, 45970 nt
Organism: Pelobates cultripes (western spadefoot toad)
Lineage: Eukaryota; Metazoa; Chordata; Amphibia; Anura; Pelobatidae
Source: the annotation of a GenBank genome assembly